UCUUCUAUUAUAACAGAGAGGAAUGGGACAGACAGAGAUAGAGGUGGGCAGAGGUGUGACUGAGUGGACACACACAGGCAGCUGGGCUUUUGCCAUUUCUUAUUUUUAUUCAGGGAUUUCACAAUCAGAGAGGCUGAAGUAGUGUAGAGGGAGUUUUUGGUGUCUAAAGGUUUAGUUAGUGCUUCAAAUUUCUAAGGAGUUGUUCUCUUUUAUUCUGAGCAGUUUUAUUUGGAGUCCUGGGUGGAGUUUGCUUUGCCUCGUAAGGAUUUUUCUGCACAUUUAGUAUGUUACAUGCGUCCAAGUUUGCCUAAAUUCAACCAUAGAUGAUGUUUGUGUUGAUUUGUACAUGUUUGAGAGAUUACUGACUUUGUCUCCUUCAUUUCAGCGGCUCAGUCCCUGUGGAGCUCGGAUUACAAUGCAAAGGAUCCUGGAGGUUUGGGUCACCUUGGUGGCAGUUUCAGCCCUGACGGAGGGGGUGUUCGGGGGUUACGGGCUCAGCAUGUUCGCGGCUCAGUCCUCCCCUCCGGACCCGUGUUACGACGAGAACGGCAACCCGCGCAGAUGCAUCCCGGACUUCGUGAACUCCGCUUUUGGCAAGGACGUGCGCGUGUCCAGCACCUGUGGCACCCCCACCGCCAGGUACUGCGUGGUGACCGAGAAGGGAGAGGAAAGGACCCGGGACUGUCACACGUGCGACGCCGGGGAUCCUAAGAAGUCUCAUCCUCCUGCGUAUUUAACGGACCUGAACAACCCGCACAACCUGACUUGCUGGCACUCGGAGAACUACCUGCAGCACCCGCAGAACGUCACGCUCACCUUGUCGCUCGGGAAAAAGUUUGAGGUGACCUACGUGAGCCUGCAGUUCUGCUCACCCAGACCUGAAUCCAUGGCGAUCUACAAGUCAAUGGACUAUGGCAAGUCGUGGGUGCCGUUUCAGUUUUACUCCACGCAGUGUAAGAAAAUGUACAACCGACAGAACAAAGCUGUGAUCACCAAACAGAACGAGCAGGAGGCGAUCUGCACGGACUCCCACACCGACAUGCACCCUCUGACCGGCGGCCUCAUCGCCUUCAGCACCCUGGACGGGAGACCCUCCGCGCACGACUUCGACAACUCCCCGGUGCUGCAGGACUGGGUCACAGCCACAGAUAUCAAGGUGAUCUUCAGCCGGCUGCACACCUUCGGGGACGAGAACGAGGACGACUCCGAGCUGGCGCGAGACUCCUACUUUUACGCCGUGUCGGACCUGCAGGUCGGGGGUCGGUGCAAGUGUAACGGGCACGCGUCGAAGUGCGUCAAAGAUCGAGAGGGGAACCUGGUGUGCGAGUGCAAACACAACACGGCGGGGCCGGAGUGCGACAGGUGCAAACCUUUCCACUAUGACCGACCGUGGCAGCGCGCCACGGCACGAGAGGCCAACGAGUGUGUCGGUAAGACCCCCCUCCAUUAUGUCCUACACUAUAAAAAUAAUCAAGCUUUUAAAUACUGCCUUUCGCAAUAAUUUUGAAUCAUUUACGCUGAAUGUUCUGGUUAAAAAGAUCAUUUCGAUGACUUCUUUAUUGGGUUAAAAAGACGAUAAAUGGUGGAGUGUUACUUUGCUGUUUUUAUCAUUAUUUUUCUGUCUGGUAGUUAUAAACACACACUUCUUGUCUCUCUGGAAAAGAGUUUGCAAGCUCAAAAUUGAGUCACAAAGGUGCUGUUGGUGUGGAAAAGGAAAGUCAACAAGAACAGAAAAAAACAAGGAAAUCCUCUGUGGAAAAAUGUGCGAACAGACGAUUUUAAGUCGAGUAGUCUUUGGCGAAAAUGAGAAAAUUCUGAUUGACUUUGCUUGAAAGUAAUGUUUGACAACAAAGAUAUGACCCUAAAAGGUGUGUUGUUUCUUUGGUAAUGCUUUACGCAUUGAGAGGGAGAAUGGCAGGCCUCAAACCGAACUUCUCAAACAGAGACAGAAAACCUGAAAUUAUUUAAACAAAUUAUAUAAAAAAUAAAGUAUUUGAAACUUGGAAAAAAGGGUUUUAAUCUUUAUCAAAUCUAUCAGCUAUUGAAAAUCAGCCUGUUUUCUUGCUGAUAUUUUUUACACUGUUUCACGUGUCCUCAAGUUUAAUAUAAAAUCACAGCGCCCACAGCACGGAAAAAGCAAGAUUAUUUACUAAAAAAAAUAGUCUCAUCCUAUGUGAUUAAAUUCAAGGCAGUUUUGGCCUGAAUUAGUGACAAAAGUUUGAACAAGAGGUUGAAUUUGUUGACUUUAUUUCUUGAGUUUAACCGGCACUUCUCUUUAGAUAUAAAUGCAUAAAUGAAUCUGUGCAGGCCUUUAAUGCUCAAACUAAGUGUACAGGAGACUGGGGUUGGAUGUGGAAAAAAUGUGCAACUUAUUACUUUUACUAAAGACACCAAAUUAGUUUCAGAAAUGGCCACAUCUCUGUAACACACAUAGUUGCCUUUAUCCAUGUCUGUGUUUCAAUUAUACACUUUCAGGCGGAUUAGAUAAAUAACAAAUAAUGUCUGCAGACACUGCAGGCAGUCUCACCAGUGUAACAAUAUAAUCACUCUCUAAAUAAGAUAAUAUCAAAUACAAUUAUUAGCUUAUUUGAUAUUCAUUCUUUUAUUAGUUAUAGUAUCAUAAGUUUAUUAUUGGUCCUGAUAUGAAAAUCCACUAUGUUGUGAAAUUACACCAUAACCUCAUGUUAUUUUUACAAUAUGAAUUAAUUAAAAUUCCAUCUAAAACAUAUUACUGGCUAAACAAAUAACCAUGUGAGAUCAUAAUGUGUAUGACAUUUUUGGUGUUAGUACUAUACAAAAUUGGAUUUUAUCCAAUACAUAAAACAAACAGAAAAAAAACAAACAAACAAAACAACAAAAACAACAACAGAUAUCAUCAUUUCAUGUCAAUCACUGGCCAAACUGCCUUUUAGUUAUCGAUACCGGCUGUUGAACUAUUUGUCGACAACUUAUGUAUUGUUAGAAAAUCAUAUAGGUGGUCAAAACCAUUUGAGGCAGUGUAGACUGUUGCACUGAUGUUUGAUGUUCCAACUUUCUCUUUAGUCUGAUUUGGCAAAAAAUAACAAAACAAACAAAAAAAAAGUCCUAUAAAAUUGUUAGAGAUGUCCUAGUUUUCAACGACAACUUAGCUUGCAUAUUACAACAAACUUUUUAAAGCUAUUAGCCCAGCUUAUGUUAAGUAAGUUGCACCCAGGCCCAGUUGACCUCCUGACAAAGAUUUUGCACUUGUUACGACACAGCUUUAGCUCGGUAGCUGGAACUAGGCUCAACUCAAAGCUAUUCAUGUUCACUUUUAAUAAGUGUUUGACUGCAAACUGGCUAAUCAUCCUGAAAGAUUUAAUAUAAAAAACAACAUGUAAAAUGACUUUGACCCUGUUUGGCUGUAAUAAGCAACAACACGGGACAAUCAACCUGUGAGACAACUGACCCCGGUCUCCCCUAUAGAAAUUCUCUGCUCUAAAACAUGACUUAAUGGAGUGUUUCUCCUUUCUAUCAGAGACGGUGUAUUCUCCUGAUUUUAUCCACUUGGAGCAGAAAGGAGAGGUCAUAGAGUCAUUCCAAUCAAAUAAAUGCGCUUGUCCAAAAUGCGUAAUUGCGUUUCCACCUUUUUGUUUCCGACUUUAGAAAAGGAAGGAAACGCUGCAGCUGCAGGGGCAGACUGCAGGGGCGUGUUGUGUUUCCAGAAGCAGGUGCUAUUACAGAUCGCAGGGCCGAUUAGGGCGGUUUUAUUGACAUUUUUGGCACGUAGAGUAUAAACUGCCACUUUAAAGUAUUCAGAGAGGGGGACAAAGCGCCAGAUCAGCUGAAGCCAGGUCUGAGGUUUUUAUUCUACUAGCAGCACCGAGGGAGUUUAUUCACUGUGGUGCUUAUUUUGAACUGAGCGUGGGGGGCUUAUUUUCACAGUUCAAGACCUCUGAGCUGCAGAGGAACAAACCUGGAAAAGUGACAAGUUCAGAGAGUGUCAUGGUCUGCUGAUCCACACAAAACAAGUGAACAAGUUUUCACUCCUGCCUCAUUUACACCCCUGAAAAGCCACCAUCCUCAUGUAUCUUCAGGUUGUCACUUGGUGCAUCGAUCUCACUGACCGACAGGCUCAUCUAUCUUCAUCCCAGAGUCAUCAGAUAAAACCGCAGACAGUUUUCCAAAAAGGAAAUAAUAAUCAGGGCUGGUCCGACACCUCAGCAUGAAAGAGAUGGAGCCAGAGGAGGGGCUGCUUUAACUGGAGCGGAGAGUCCAUAUGGUCUGGCAGUGGGGAUGCGGAGUGGAUGGUGCUAAUGAUCUGUCUGGAUUUCUCCUCCCUGCUGUCGGACAUCACAUUGGAUUACAUAGAGAGAGUGAGAGAGAGAGUGAGAGAGUGAGAGACAGAAAGGUGUGGUUCUGGGAGAGUUGUUGGUGUCACAUUGAGGAAGUAAGACAAAGCCAGUUUCCCAUGACUCUGUGUGCAGGGUUGCCAUCAUUUUUGUGAGCGGGCGUUUGUGUUGGCAGCAGCAGUUUUUACAUUCCUGUCGAGUGGAAAUGUUUUAAGUUUGUCCAUAAAAACAGGGCCGGACUGGAAGGGUGGCCAGGGGUGGCACUGGCCUCCAUCAGAGCCAGAAAGGGUUUCUAAAAAGAGGUCCAUGGAUGGAUUAGCACAUUUACCGUGACUUCUAAAUGUAAAUAAAACUAGAGUAAAAAGUUGCAAAACAACACAAACAAGACAGAAUAAAACAUGUAAAAAGAUAUGAAACAGCCACAAAGAUGCAAAAUUUGUCCAAGAAAGGCAAAACACAAGAUGAGAAACGAAAGGAAAAAUUAUUUGAGCUGUUAAAAAAAUUGAUUUUUUUUUUAUUUCCAGUAGAAACCAAUUCUUACCAGUGUCAGAUAAUUUUGCACUGAAACGCAGUUAUUUUCAUGAAUGUAACAGCACUUGCACUCUUUGGGAGUUCAGUUUGGUCGCCUUCUCUGUUUUACAGGUCCUAUUUGCAUGAAACUAUUAUACUUAUUAGUGUAAGACUCAUGACUGAUCUCAAAGUGCCAAUGGGAGGAUUUCUUUUAGACCUUUGUCUUUCAGGAUGUUGACGUAGUUGCAGUCAGUUACAACUAGUUUAGUAGCUACCGACUUGGAUUUAGCUUGAUCUACAACUAAUGAUCCACAUCCUCAAGGUGACAAGAUGAGACGCUCACCAGAAUAUAAAACUAUUUCAGAUAGACUGUACACUUAAUGACCCAAAUAACCAAAGAUCCUUUAGGAGAUCCAACUUAAGAUUCAAGUGGCUCCAACAAAAAAAGGAACAAUUUGGAGAAACCAAAUAAGAAGUAAAACACUGUGUGACCAACAACAACCUACAGAGAUACACAAUGAGAUUCAAAACAAGCUCUCAAACAGCCACUGAAGGAAAAAAUCAACGGGUGUCUUUGCCUCAUUUCUGUUCCCAGGGACUGUAAUGACUGCUGCUGAUAUUUCUGCACAUAACUUUCUGUUUUGCAUUAAUUUGUGAGACUUUUAAUAAUUCGGAGCCUUUGUUGACCAAGCGCUUCAAGAUGAGUAUGUAUAUAAAGUUACUUUCCUAAAACAUAAGCGAAAACCGUGGAACCGGCAACCUCUGCACUUUUUUUGAUACAUUAAUGCACGAUAAUGUUUGACCACGACCUGUAAUUUAUGUGAUGGUAUGAAUGAAGUUGGGAAACACACACACACACACACACACAUAGACAUAUGGUGACACUUGAGGCUCUCCUGUCUCAGGCAGCUGCUUCAUAUUCUCUGCGUGUUCGGCGUAGCACUGACCCCUGACAGUCAGGCCCCCGCUCCUCUCCGGCCUGACUGAUGGGCUGUGAAGGGAAGUGUGGGAAACUUCGGCUUGCCAAGUGGAUUUUGAAACAAGUUGAAAAUGGUAGCCUCAGUUACACGUAUAUGUAAUUUAGUACUUUUGUAAAUUUUGACUCUGUUGUUGCUGUCGCUUUGCCGUCCAGAGUUCUGCUUUGUAAUUUAGAUGCUCCAUCAGUCUUGAUUCCUUACAACCUGUUGUGUUUGCAGAGUAAAAUGUCGCCUCUGAAUGCCUGUCCUGUAAGCAAACUGAAUGUUUUGUAUAGUUUAUCAGUGAUUAGUUUGUUAUUCUCAGCUGUCAGUGUUUCGGCGGUAAUCACACCUGCACAGAUUGUUGUUGUGGAGAGAUCGGACAUGUCUGCCACCCACGGGUUAGCUGAAUUAGGAUAUGAUUGUAUCAAUUGGCCGCUGGCUCUGGUCCCAGUCUGUGCAGCUCAUGCUGGUGCUCUCUCUAAAAAUAGAGCACAGAAUAUGAUUGCUUUUUAAAGGAACCAGCUGGUUUCAGAUUAAUAUGGUGGAGAAGAUUUCACAGCACAAUUCAAAGAGGGGGUCUCUGUGUUAAUAAUACUGUACAUUUCUUGAAGGGUUUCCAUCCAGAUUUUUCAAAGUGUUCUCAAAUUGAGUCAAUGUUAAGACUAGUUUAUCAAGUUUUCAUUGGUCCUUUCACCUCUUGGAAAGAACCUUGGUAUGAAAAAUGGAUGCAGUCUCAGAAAUGUCUUUCCCUUCACUAUCAAAUUUAAGUAGGACUCCUUUAAAUGAUUUUCUUAUGUACCUACCUUUGCCUGUAUAUGAAUAAAAGUAAAAACCAUAUUUAUUUUUGCUUUAAAGUUGGACAUUUUAAUAUAGGAAUAUGCCUUGGUUUUUGUAGCCCACUUCAAGUGGACACUUGAGAAACUGCAGUUUUUUUGCAUUAGCUUCAUUUUUCAACAAUGGAUGUAGCUGCUUAUAUAAAUCAAAAGUUAACCAGAACUUCCUCGAAUAUAUUUUUACAACACCACUUACAUAUAUAACCUCACAUAUGCCUACAUAAGGAAAUGUCACAUAAUGUUGCCAACAUAAUUUACAUAGCAAAACAAAAAACAAAAUGUAACCUAUCGUAUCACAGUGUAUUGAACAUGAUGCAACAUUAUGUAAUGUAACGUAAAACUAUGUGGCAUUAUAAAAUGUCACCUAACUCAACAUGAUGUAAGCUAAGGUAAUGUAACUUGAUGUAACGUAACUCAAUGUUACGUUAACGCAGCUUAACGUAACUUUAUGAAAAGUAACAUAUCAUAAUGUAACACAACAUAACAUAAUGUAACUUAACAUAACUGAAACAGACAUAAUUCAACUUAACUUAAUGCUACGUAAUUUAUUGUAAGGCUAGCAGAUUUUUGACCACAUCUGAUUUUUCAACUUUUUUCCACAUGAAGUUUUUUCAAUUUUCCAAAACUUAAAAUUCUAACCUCACAUUUAAGCCUAGCACUAAUAAUUUCAAUAAUUUAUCUUUAAUUUUUUGCCAACAAUUGUUUUGCUGUUGUCAAAAACCUUUCACCUCUUCCUCUCUUUUGGCUAAAUAUUUCAACAAUAGCUAUUUUGUCUGUUGACCUAUUUUGAUCCAUUUAUCCAUAAAACUUAAAUCUUAUUUUUAUCAAACUAUUUCAACAUUUUUGAACAUUUUUUUUUUGGCUGCUUCACCAUUUGUAUUUGCGAGUGAUUUUAAGUGUUCAUCAGUUACUUUUAGCUGACUAUUACAUUAAUUUAUCCUGCGCCAAUUUUUUCAACUACUUUUCUAUUAAACCAUCUGGCCGCUAAGACUCAGAGGAAACACUGGCAUGUUUUGAAGAACCAAGCAACAUUCAUGGUCAGCUUUCCUCCUCUGGUUGAAUGAAGCUGUAAUGAUUUGAAUCAAAUGACACUUCACGGGAUGUAGGCUGUUAACGUCUCAGUGCUGGACCAGUUGUUGUCCAUGUGGCUGAUUGAGACCAUUGACACUCUCCGUGGGAUGCCAGAUUGGACCAGUCAGGGCCUGUUCACCAUCUGUGUCUCAUUUCAGCUCCACGGCAGCAACCCAUGUGGCCGUGGAGAGGAAUUUCUCUCAAGAAUGAUGUCAUAGAUACUCUGACUCGUCCUCCGGUAUGUGGGCUCCUCCACUCUCACUCUCUGUCUCACUCUCUCUCUCUUCCUCAUUGUCUGGUCAAUCACCUCCUGCCAACAUCAGGGGACAGUCAGCGAUUUCCAUUUCCUUUGUAAGCUGAGCCAUACUUGAGGUUUUUUAAUUCUCCUCCAGUUUACUCAGAAAUAGCUGGAGGAAAGACGAUUUCUGAGGAUGUUUUUGUUUUGUUGACUUCUGUGUGAUGAGUCUCAUAUUUGAUUUCCUUGACAUAUUGGUUAAAUACGGUGAUUAAAACAGGCUGCUUUUGCAAUGUGAUGCUCUAAACACUUAAGGCUUCAAUACAGUUACUUUGACCAUAAAGUAUCUCUGUUACCAAAACUCAGAAAGACAGAGUAAUACCGCUUUGACCUCUCACUUUAGCUUCAGCAAAGUCAAACUAGAGAGGAACCUGAGCACGAAAAAAACAAAAGAAUUUGGAAAAUAAACAUUUCUGAAAACAAUCAAAUGAAAAAACAAAACAAAAAAACAAUGUGAUUGCAGGCGUCUUGCUCUUGUUUAGUUUGUUUGUUUGUAUUCCCGGAGAUAGCAGGGAAAACAGCCCAGCGUCCACAACAACUCCAAACAACACAACAACCUUCAGAUGUGCUUUAGAGACAGUUUGAAUAAGAUCUGACUGAAAGAUAACCGCCAUUUAAAAGAGCUGAGAGGCUGUGUAAGAUCUGGCAAAAACUGGUGGUUUAAAAUCAUGUAGAAAAUAUUGACAACAUGUUUAAUGUCACUCAUGUCAAUUUAUGCUUAUUUUAAAUCUAAUGGCGGCAAUAUCUUUCAUAGAAGAUGAACAGGGGCAACAAAAUACUGCAAGAGUUUUGCAAUGCCAACUUUUUGACUCUGACAAAACUGUGUAACUCUGAAAAGAAAAAUACCACCAGUGAUUAGGUUAAUGAACAACAGGUCUGUAACAUGACCAUAUAUGCCAGAGGGGCUAAGUCUAUUAAGAGUUGGUAGAGAUGUAAGUAAAGAUGGGAAGAGGUUCAUUAAUGGGUUCAACAAUUUCAGAAUCAUGUUCCUCAGUUUAAAUUUGCAAAGAGGUCUGAGAUUUUAGCAUCUAAAGUACAAAUUUGAAAGAAAAUUUGAAGAAAUGUCAGUACAAAAGGGGCAAAGCUGAAACCAAUACUGACUUGCCAUCAUUACUGGGUCUCCAGGUGGUGCUUCAUUGAAAUCAGACAUGACCAUGUAAUGGAAAUCACUGCAAAACUCAAAACAGAGUCCACAAUCAUCCAACACUUAAUACACAAAACAACCUGUAACAUCUGCUAAAACUUCACCAUGCAAACAGGAUACCAUAUCUAAGUAUGCUCCAGAAACUGUCACAUAGUUAAAAAACUAAACUUUGAAAAUUAAAGCUUGACGUUCUUUUUGGAAAUCAUGGACACCAAACUUUCAACUUCAAGGAUAAGAGGGACCAUUUGACUUGUUAUCAGCCCACAGUUGAAUGGCCUUCAUGAUGGUAUGGGGAUGCAUGAGUGUUCCUGUCAUAGGUAGCUCUCACAUUUGUAAAGGCAUGGUUAAUGCUGAUUAGGUUUAUAUAGGUUUAUAUAUAGGUUUAUAGGUUUUGGAGCAACAUAUGAUGCCAGCCAGACAAUGUCCUGGCCCGACUUUUCCUGACACAAGUGGCAUCAGCCUGUAUAUUUUAGAAAACAUUUAAAGUUUCUGAGUUUAACAUUUGAAAUGCCUGCUCUAUUCUUAAUUAAAAAUAGCUCUAAGAUGUUUGGUGAACGUUUAAGUCUGUUUUAAUCAACAUUUUAGGCAGGGCAGAAUGGGGCUCUACGGCACAUUAAAUCUUACAGGUAACAGCAGUUUGAUGAAAUAGGCAAACUGGAAAAAAUGUAAUAAAAAAAGACAAGCAAUAUGAAGGGUUUAAGAAAAACAGGUGUGUUGCAGAUUAGAAGACAUUCAGGAACUUUUUGGCAUCAUAAAAAUUCAAUAACCAUGAAAAUCCCUCCAGGAGCAGAGAGUCGGUUAAACGGGUGGAAGAGUCCCAGUCAUCAGGAACGUGUUAGAACAUGCCUGAGUGGAACUCGGAGGUAUUGGAGAAGUGGAUUUGAACGGCUCGACCAAUGAGAUAGUACACAAGUAAUUACAAUUUUAAAGUCUUUGGAAGAACCCAGAAGAAAAUAAUAUCGAACUAAUUGGUUGUAUUUGCAAAUCACCACGUACAAAUAGACAGGAACCAUGAACAGAACAUUAGAAAGCUAAUUUGUAGAGCCUGUUGGCUGAUUUAUACUCUUUCAAAGCACAAGGUAAUAUUCUAUGUUUAAUUAAUGUUUCAGGAAUCAGCCUUCAUUCCCUUUGUCACUUUACAGGUCUGCAUUCUGCAAAUGCAAUUUUCUAAAGCUGUAAUAGGACUCUAUGAGGUUAAAAAGCUAUGAUAGGAGCUUUGUAUGAGGAAACUUGCAUUGUCAGAGAAGAGUCACAAGAGUCACAUUUUUGUGAUUCUUAAAGCAACUUUUGUUUUGGGCCCGAUCCUAAACCUCGUUCAACUCUUGUCACGAUUACAAAUAGAGAACAAUACUUCUGAAAUUGGCCUUUACUGAAAGUCGCCUCCGGUCUUUCUUGCAACAUAAGCCUAUGUGACUUUGGUAAGAGGCCUCUCUGUAUACAACCAAACCAUAAAACAAAGAGAUGCAUUUGGGGGAUCUCCAACAAAAUCCAUGCUCAGCUACAAUCCAGUGUCCUCUGGGUAAAGGCUGCAUGUUUGGAGGAUUUUGUUUUGUUGAGCUCAUAAUUCAAGACAGACAUGUCGGUUUGAGCCAGAAAGGUUUCACUCAGGCUUUUAAGGGCAAACUGACAAAUCUAGUUCUCUUGUUUUGUGGAUGGAGGUUUGGAAAGGUGAGGGAACGUUUUAAGAGGAGUGUGUUAACUGUGAUUUAAUGUACAGAUCAGUCAUGCAUGGGCUGUGGGAUAUCAUGGUGUGAAUGUCGGGCUGUAUGGAACAUAUGCAGAGAACAGUGUUAUGUUUAACAUGUGACAGACUGAUGAUAACUCAGUUUGCUUUAUGACACAUGGUGUGUGCAUUCAUCAGCACAUUACUUAAGAUGUGACUGGAAUUACAUGGAAUGGGAUUUUUAUUCCAAUUUGGUGACUGGUCUCGACAUUUGAAUAAAGAAAGUCAAAACUGAGUACAAUUUAUUAAACACAGCUUAACAUUGGACGACAGAGUCUCAUGACAACCAUUGUCAAAUUAUAUUCCAGGCCUUCAGUGAUAGAAAUAUUGACAAUUUGUUUUUAUCAACUCCCACUUCUGAUGCGUAUUCAUGAGGGCAGUGACUUUUUAUCCUUUAGUUGACAAAAUGCAAAACAUCCUUUAAAUGAAAUUCCUUCAAAGACAUUUCACCAUUUUUCUACCAAAUUAAAGGUUCAGGAUACAGUCGUGCCAGAUUAUUUAAGAGGAAGUUACUCUCUUAGAGAAUUAAUGUGAGACAUGUUCAAGACCCAAACAAAGAGAUAAGACAGAUUGUUUUGUCCUCCAUGUUAUUGCUGAAAACACAGUGUGUCGUUCAAUAAUUCCAAGAUGCCUGUCGGAAACAUCAUCGAGAAUGUCGCCUCAAAUUUGGGAAUUACUACCUGGAAACUCAAAAGAACUUCAGCUUCUUUGAGCUUAAAAUCCAUGAUGGUUGUUACUGGCAUCAACAGUAAAAAAGCUGUACUCUUAGUGCUUCUAAGUGUGCUGUUGUCUCCUGUUAUCAGUUGAAGUUGCCAACAACAACACAACAUAAAGACAUAAAAUACUGAGCUAAACUAGGGUGACCAUAUGUCCUCUUUUACCCGAAUAUGUCCUCUUUUUUGAGGGCUGUCCAGGUUUGUCAGGCUUUGUCCAGGGAAGUUUAGAAAAUCCUUCAAAUGUCUGCGGCUUUGUACAUAAGUUUCGAGUUUGUGUCAGGUGGACUUACUGAGUUAGAAGCGCGUAAAAGACACUUGAUACGACCUGAAAAACUCUCAAAAUUCACUUUGUGUGACUCCGCCCCCGCAUAGUCGUGUCCUCUUUUUGGGAAGUCAGAACAUGGUCACCCUCGCUAAACUAGAUACAAGAGAGAAACACGGACAAGAGAAAAUCAAAGUGAGGACCUAAUACUUGAGAUACCUUUCAGGGUUGAGAUUAAAUCUACAUUUUCUGUAGAUUUCUAACAGAUAUUUACCCUGAACUAUGACAUUAUUAGGUACAGUUUCAGAGCAUACCUGUGCAUCACCACUGAUUUCCAGCUGUGACCUUUUUUUAUUCCUAGGACUCAGAUCUGACUCUCUGUGCGCCUUUAAACAGAACAGACAACCUGAAUAUUGUAGAGGGUUGAUCCUAAGAGGCUGGGACGGAUCAAAUUGUUUGUUUUCCUGCCUGUUUAUUUGUGUUUGUUCAAGGGGCGCCGAAUUGUUCACUGAGCCAGGAUGAAAUAGACGUGCAUGUUUGUGCGUCUGUGUGGAUGUUCGACUCUUUGUGUCCACCGUCUGUCUACAUGGAGCCGACUGUGGGGGCUCUCAGGGUGGCAUCAGGACCACCUAGUGCGUGCGCAUCGAGCCCCUUUGAGGCGCUGAAGCAGGGCAGGCUGGGAAUGAUUAAUGGGCCAGAGGAGUGACACACUCCGCAGCUCGGCUUCAGACCCCCGGCGGGCUCCCCCGCUGCUCUGCCACCCGACACAGCCAGCUCAGUGACAGCGCUGUGUGUACGCCCACACACCGCACACUUCCUCAGUGUCACUUUCCUGAACUUACUCCCUCAACCACUCCCCCUCCUCUCCCUUAAAAAAGCAUUAAGAAACUCAGCAGUGAGGCAUAAGCUCCUUUGGCUGGUGGCAUCCUCCCUGCUGUGCCGUCGACACAGGGGUCUUUUUAUUUACAGACAAAAGCAACAACCAAAAAAGUGGAUCAAUUACAGCUGAAUAAAGUCCUGAUCUUAUCCGAAUGUCACCGACAGUAAGUCUGAGGGGGACUUUCCUAAAGUUUCAAGGACUUUAGUCACAGUUUGGAGCGGGCUGGUUCCCUCUUUUUACUGACAUCUUCUACUUAAAAUGCAGAAUUUGUGGGGCGCCACUUGGCCAACAGGCUACAGUCCACGUCCAAGUGGUUGCUGGUUCAACUCCCAGCCACAACAUAUUGCUACAUACCCUCCCCUGCUGUCUACUUCCCACAAUUCCAGUCUUCCACUACUCUCUCGUUCAGACUGGGCAUGUAGACACAGCUGACCCCUUGUUCCCACCCUCCUCUCAUCUCUCGUCCAGGUCGCAUCUCCUUCACACACUCGGAGCAAACAGUAGAAAGUCACUUCCUUCCUCUCCUGAUGGGCUCAGAGACCAUCACUCGGUCUGUUUCCUCUGCUUUCUACUCGCAGGAAAACUUCAGCUGCUCGGACGGGGAACUGAACGAGGGUAACAUGGAACAUUUCAGCAUGUCUCCAUGUGUAUGUGUGUGAAUAUGUGCCGUGUGGUUUAUUUACACAGAUAGUGAACCUGACUUUCUCAUGAUAGAGAGUCAGAGAUAACGGCGGUAUCUGGUUCCCACUCAGGCGGGGAAAAAGGAUGACCUCAGAGGAGUCACAGACCACACCGUCAUGCUCUGUUACAGCAGGUUUUAAUGAUCAAGGGUGAAAAAAAAACAGAUCUCAGUCAUCGACCUGUAACUCUAGGCAUGUUCACAUGAUCCAUAUAUCAUCAUUCUGAUUAAAAGUAUUGUUACUGAAUAUAUUAGUUCUAAUGUUUACAUAGCAGGUGAUUUAAUUGGGUCUGCUGUGGGACACGUGCCAAAAAGCUGUUAUUCCACCUCUAACCCACGUUAGCUGCAUUUACAUGCGCACAAAUAAUUGGGAUAAAUGCCUGAUUGGAAUGCAAAUGUGUCAUGCAAACAUGUCAGUGGAAAGAUUCUGAUCCAGUUCAGCUCAAUCGGAAAGAGAUUGUAUUCCGAUCGAGGGGUGGUUUAUGCUGAUCGUUCUUCCGAAACGCGUUCAUAUGAACACUUAUUGCCAUCGUGACUCUCUUACCUGACUCAAUCUUCACUCUUUAGCCUUUGGCUUAUUUAUUGAGGUCAGUACAGGAGGUUUCAUUAUUAAAACUCACUGGCGUAAAUACAACUCUUCUUCUGCGGUUGUUUUAGUGCAACCUUUGACAGAACAGUAAAAUAAGUACUCAAGGGCGCCAUCUAGAGACAACAUUUAACAGGUGGAAAAUCCUGAAUUGGAUGGAGAGAGCCACUACCGCGUUUGUUGGUUUGUUGACGGCAACGGCGUAAAUACACUUCUUCUUCUGUGGUAUUUUAGCGAAACCAGACAACUCUGUGCAUGUCCAAAUGCUUCUAAUCUGAAUAAAACUUGGUGCAUGUGUACACACGUCAUGAUCGGAUUAUUUGAUUUUGCACUCAUAUAAACAGUGGAUUCAGAUUAUCCAAUCCCCCAAAAUUUUAUUCAGAUCAAGAAAUUUUGCCCAUGUAAACGUGGCUGUUGUUUGCCAGAGAUGAUCCUUCCAUCACUACAUCUAUUCUAUCCUAAAAUGUAAAGCAGGUGGAGUCACACCCACUUUUAAUAUUGUGGGUUUUAGCCUUGUAGUACCUGUCCUCAGCAUUUUUCUUCUAUUUUAAGUUGCUCCAUGCUUCAAUCUAUCCCAGCUUUACAGGAUUUCUUGAAACUUUUCUUAAGGUCGUUAUUGCGUACGUUUCUGCCUCGUUGCAUUACAAUAAGUUUUUCAAGUGUUUCUGCUAAAAACAAACUCUCUGCUGUUGACCAGUUUGACUUUAAAUGGGCCAUGUUCUGUAAGUAAAGAAGCAUACAUCAUGAUUAGGGAUAUCAAGUCUGCUCCAGUUCUUGAUUAAAUGUAGUUAAGCCUUUUAAACCAUUUCUAACCAGAAUAAUUUGCUCUAUGUAAAAGCAGCUACUGAGAAGCUUAAUAAAUAGAAAAAGGGGUUUGCAAGGCAUCUUGGUGGAUUUAGCAGCACCUGCUGUCUUACUAAAGCAAACACUGGAUGAGUGAUUACUUACAAAAGAGCCUCUCCUGUAUCUGUUUGUAGCACAGCAUAACAAACAGUUGAUUACCACAGUGGGCUGAUGGAUGUAUUGUGUGGACAUUGCAGUUGUGAUAUGUUUAAAAGUUAAGUUGCAGUCAAAUAACCUAAAAAUCUGAAAUCCCUCUAACACAGUUUGAACACAUAGAGAAACUGACUGUUAGGCAUAACCUGACCAUUGAAUAUAAACAUACACGCAAAUUGUGAAAUUGCUACUGUCACAGAAACCUGCAUAAAUAUUGUCAAAGCUCAUUUUUCUGGCCUGCAUCAAAAUUGUAUUUGUUUAUUAGUAUGUAACAGAACAGAGUCGCCAAACACAAGGGCAGUCGUUUUUAACAAAGACAAAAGUCGCUGAGGAUCGGUAAAGUCUCCGGAGCAGUUAAGAACAACUGAAUGAAUAACUUGGUAAAUUUUUUUUUAAUUAUUAUUAUUAUUAUUAUUAUUAUAUAUAUUUUUUUUUUUCAUUGAAAAAAUUUUAGUCAUGGGCGGGACAAAGCCCAGCAUUUAUCCAAUGAGCGUCUAGUUUCGCUGAGUGGAAGUUACCCUCAUCAUAUGCUCAUGGCACAGGUUAAAUAUAAUUCUAACAUUGACAGAAAUUAUCGAUUACAUGCAAGUGGAUUGCAUUUAGUAGCAAAUUUUUUGGGGGGCGACAUUUUAAGGGAAGCCGAGCUUCCCUUGCAGUCUUAGAGCAAUCGCCACUGACAGAAACCUGCAUAAAUGUUGUCAACAGUUUUUUUUUUAUUAUUUUUUUACUUUUUAUUUAUAUAUUUAUUUUGAUUUUGUUUCAACAUUUUUAAUUGCUAUUUUUUAAAAUUAUUAUUAUUAUUAUUGUUAUUAUUAUUUUUAUUAUUAUUUUUUUUUCAUUGAACAAAUUUUAGUCAACAGGGUUUUUCUGCUCCCCUUGGUGCUCCUUGAUGUCAGGGGCACACAUAGACUUCUAAACUAAUGAGACCACAGCGUGUUUACUUUCAGGGGUCUGUACCUGCAGUGCACGUGAAUCACAGUGAUAGGAAAAUCAAAGAAGGAUUAUGAGAAUCUGUCUAAGUGGAAGUUACCCUCAUCAUAUGCUCAUGGCACAGGUUAAAUAUAAUUCUAACAUUGACAGAAGUUAUCGAUUACAUGCAAGUGGAUUGCAUUUAGUAGCAAAUUUUUUGUAGUGAUGCAGUGCUUUACUGAACUGCACAUUCACUCCUCCUCUCGAGAUUUCUUGAUAUAAAAAGUGGACUGCCCCUUUAAAACAGAGUGCUAAGCAGGGUUUGAUGCUGUUUCUCAUUAAGUGGAUAAAGUGGUUCAGGAACUGAGUGGCAGGCUGGUUUUUUAACAUUUAUUUUACUCACACUGUGGUUUAAAGUUCACCGUGUUCCUGCUGAGCUCACCAGCUGUUGGUCGGUGUCCUUCAGGAAGAACCAAGCCUUUUCCUCUUCAGCUCUGCACUAUGUCCUGAGAGCCACCUAGCAACCAGAACAAACUUUGGGAUAAAAAUGAACACAGUAGCAAGAAAAGCUUUACAGCCACCCCUCAGUGCUGCCAAGAAAACAAUCAUUAACCAAUAAUUCCCUCAGCGUUUCCUUCCUAAACUGAGUACCCACAGCAUGAAGGCGGGUCCUGUUUCCUGAAGCCAGCUGAUGUCACUUUCAUAUUGAACACUUACUUUACUUACACCAUUUGAAUGUAAUUUCAUCUGAUGGGGACGAUGCAAAUAAUCAUAUUUUGAAUACAGAGCAGAAAAGCAAUGUGUUGCACAGAGUUUGUUAUUUAUUUGCUCCAUAGUUGAGCCUUUUAGUUGCUCUUAUUUCUGCAUCUUUUGGUCAAAUAAACUCAAAUCUGGAUAUAGUGUAUAAAAAAGUAAGUACAAUGAUAAACUCAACUAUAGUAAGCUAUAAAAUAAGAGGGUUUGAUGUUAAGUACAAUACCAUACAAGAGGAUACAGUAAGUUACAGUUAGAUAUGGUAGAAUAGGGUACUAUUGGAUAGGAUUGGACAUGAUAUGAUACAAAACUAUAAGAUACAAUACAAUAUACAGUAUCAAAUUUUAGAUUACAUUACAUUACAGUAUUAUAUACGGUAUGAUAAAAAAUGUUAGAACAUUUUUAUAAAGCAAAACAAUAUUAUAAUACAAAAGGUUAUAAUACAAUACAAUGUAAUGAAAUAGCGUACGGUGUGAUACUUGAAGGUAGGACACAUUAAUAAGGUUAUAUACAAUACCAUACAAGAGGAUACAGUAAGUUACAGUUAGAUAUGAUAGAAUAGGGUACUAUUGGAAAGGAUCGGACAUGAUAUGAUACGAUACAAAACUAUAAGAUACAAUACAAUAUACACUAUCAAAUGUUUUAGAUUACAUUACAUUACAGUAUUAUAUAAUAUGAUAAAGUAAGAUAUACUGAUAUCAUAAAAUGUAACAUAAUAUCAUAAUUUGAAACCAUUUGAUACACUACUGUUAAUUUUAUUAUCCUUUUUGGGGACUCUGUUUUGAAUUAAAGGGCUGCACAAAUUCAGCACCCUCUGCAACAGUAUUGUGCAACUAAUGACUAAAUAAUACUUAAGUAAAAAAAUAUGUGCAUACAUAUACUGUAUAUAUAUAUAUAUAUAUGUAUAUAUAUAUAUAUAUAUAUAUAUAUAUAUAUAUAUAUACUAUUUACAACUUUUUCUUUAAAGAAACAUGUGGUUACACACGUGGUUAAAAGAUGGAGAAUUUAAUGUAUCACUGUUUCAACAAACAAGAAAUGAUUUCAAGGAACUAUUCUAUAAUCUAUGGAAAUGUAUGAACUUAUAUGCAAGAAUACGUAUGAAGGUGCAUAAAAUAAUGUGCUUCUCCUAGCCAUAUAUAAAUAUGUAAUGACAAAUAUUAACAAUAAUAUUGAAUAAUAUAGUCACAGUACAGUAAUAAAAAGAAGAAUACGUAUCGUCAUUAUAUCGAAAUGUGACCUAAAAAAUGUGACCCUCCAAAUGUGACGACUCCAUGUCAAAUCCAAAAUCUCCUGUUCAGUGAGAUAAAGCGUUAAUGUUUUGGUUCAAACUCAAAACACACAGUACAGAUAUUUCUGAUAUAGAGUUUUGGUUUGUUUCAUACAGGUUUAGUCUGGAGAACAAACCCUCUAACCAGAAGCUCAAUUAUGUUGCAUUCAGGUUUACUGUAAAUACAAGCUACCAACUUUUCCCUCCACACAGGGAAACACAGUAGACAGUGCACGUGCCAGAGUGUUAAAAUAACGUCCCUGCACUGUGGGGAGGAUUUGGACCUCAGCCUAACACCGGUCGGCAGAGUUACACAAAAACCUGGCCGUGUUUAGACAUUUCAUACAGGUUUAGUCUGGAGAACAAACCCUCUAACCAGAAGCUCAAUUAUGUUGCAUUCAGGUUUACUGUAAAUACAAGCUACCAACUUUGACAAAACUAUUCAGGUCAGCCUCAAGGUGGUGAUUACAGAUAGCAGAAAGUGAGUGGUUUUCACAUGUCUCCAAACUGUGUCAACACAAAACCAAAAUCUCUUUCAUCCCAAUUACUCAUACGACAAGAGGAGCUAGGAUUUUACGAUAUCUGAGACGGUUUGGUUCAAGGGAUAGAAUUGGUAAAGAAACAUCUUGGUGCCACUAGAGACCGCACGACUCACAAAUUUUAUACCAUACCUGUCAUCCAUCAUAGCACCUUCUUUCCCAACUUAAACUAUGAGUAAGCUUUAACAAGUGACAGAAACGGCUAAGGAUGCUGGAAAUUAUACCGUCAAAGAAACUGCUGCCUCAUAGAUGUCCUGGUUAUAGACAGAUAAAGGCCUCACACAUCAUUACAUGCAAAUUUUAUGACAUCAAAAAAUGCAAAUUAGACACCUUAAAACUAUGUUUGUCAAUAAAUGUCAGAAAAAAUUGUCAAAAUAGUUAGCCAAGGGUGCUACUUAACAUCUAGAAAUCUAGCUAAAAUGGUACAACAAAAAAUAAUGUUAGUUUAACUUUUAGGUAACAGCUAAAAUGUUUGAUAACACAAAUAGUUUUAUAGUACCUUGGAUACAACUCCUAAAGUUGGUUUAAAGUGUUGGAAAGUAGUGAAAAUAUUUGUUUUGAAGAUAACACUUAGUGAAAAGUGUGGAAUUCAUAUCUUUAACAGAGAAUUGACAAUUUGGCUAGCAGCAACUUUUGCAUACAUGUUGUUGGCUUUGAGUAUUGGAUAGUUGUAGUUGCUAAAAGAUAAACAUAUUGGAUAUUGAAUUGGAUAUCAGAUACCUGCUUGACUAUUGAAGUGCAAGUACUGGCAGGGUUCGACAGUGCGACCAUUUCACUCGCAUUUGUGACUAAAAAUAGAUGUGUGCGAAUUCAUCCAUCCAUCCAUUUUCUACCGCUUAUUCCUGCUAGGGGUCAUGGGGGGGCUGGAGCCUAUCUCAGCAUCUUCGGGCGAAGGCAGGGGACUGCAGUGGGUUACAAAAGUGGAAAGUCUAGAUUAAAACUACCGCUUAAAACCUCUCUGUAUCCAUCUGACUACAUACAGGCGAGACUUCCUUUAGAGAGAAAACAAAGGGGACAGAUUUUGCUUAUCGAGCUUAAUGACUCUGGACCUUUUCAUCACCUCUCCCAUAAACUGGAGGAAAUAAACUGGAGGAAGGAAAGGAGCAGCACUCCAGUCAACCCAUUUCCACACCUACACUGGGAGAGCACUCCAGCCCGUCAAUGAAAAUACACAAGGCCUCAAACACAAACACACAGACACAUCAGAAUUAAUAAUCAGUUAUAAUAUCAUUAAAGCGUUAUAAGAUUAUUACCCUAGAGAAUAACUACAGCCACAGCAGACGAGUGUGAUUGUUGAUGCAGUCGUAUGUUUGUUUAUGCACAAACAUACAUACAACACACACACACCUCCCACACACACACACAUGCAGACAUAAGAGGAAGUAUAUGCCAAGCAACACCCCUCGCUGCUGCCAACCCGCUCCACCAAGCCUUUCUGCUUUAAUUAUGCUGUCUUGUUUCCUCCAGUCCCAGAAUUAGAUAAGGGACUCAGUCACAGAUCUGGCUGAUGGAUUGUUCCAUUAAAGCAUUAAAGACACAGUAAGGAGUUUCUAACUGAUUUUGAGAAAGGCUCACUCUUUAUGACCUUUAUAGUUUGAAUCUAGAGCAGGAUUGCAAUACGUAAUGGAUUAUAAAUGUGUUUUUAACUGGAAAUAUGGCUCUGAUUCUAACUGUUUCCCAACAAGUUCGUCACUGGUAAAUGUGAAGGUAGUUAAAUGAUAACAAUGAGUCAGAUUUCCAACAUUAGUACAACAAACAAUAUGAAAUACGGUAAUAUGAUAUUAUGACAGCAUUUCAGCUUCUCACUCUCAGUGGAUGUCACAAAAAAAGCUUAUUUGAAUCCAGCCAGUUUCUGCUAUAAUUAAGAGACGUAAAGACCAACUACAUGUAUAAGUGCCAUGCAACAAAGACCCUUGGUGAGAUUAAUGCAAUUACAUGGCCUUGUUUCUAGCAAACUGAUCCAGCAGUACCACUUCCACCUCCCUUGUACCGCUCCCAACUCUGCAAUAAGAGGAUAAAUGGGCUGAGAUAUGCCGGCCAUUAUGCAUUAUUAUUCAUAAGAGAGGACGUGUUUUUGUUGGCGCCAUCAAGCAGCAGCUGCUUCAAACUUGGAAUAAAACCUGUGGACACAACUGAUUACAGGAUUACACAAUAUCGGCAACUUUUUCCCCUUUUAAACAGAGGUCAUUAAUUCAGGGUUCAUGUAAAUUUGCAACAUGUUUGGGAAAGUUUGUCAGUGACAGAGAUGAAAACGUUUGAAAAAGUUUGCACAGGUCAACAAAGCUAGGACUGCAUGUGGGCAGUUGCCUCUAUUCUGAAAUAGCCUCAAGUGCAUCUAAAAUGAACUGAAGUGAAGGUGAAAAAAGUCCUAUGGGCUGACAAAGCAUUGUUCAUAUAUUUUAUUUUGAAAUCAUGGACACUACACAAUCUCCUAUGAAGCUUAGGUUUGAUUCAUUUUUUGCAAUGUAGAGUUGUGACCUAAAUUUGGGAUGCAGUAACAAACUAUGUCUGCUGAUAAAGGUUAUUGGAAAUGAUAUGAAACCCAUGCAGUGAUUUCCACUACAGAGUUAAGCCUGUUUAUAUCAGAAUAAAUGACACCAGUUUUAAACUCAUGGAGGAAUCCCCAAAACUCAAUUCAGAGUGGAGGCGUUGAUUUUUUUUUCACCAAGUACUAAACUUGAUAAUUAACAGUUAAUUGGUCGUUACAUCAGAAUGAAAUCCCAACCCCUGUCAAAGUGACAUGAUCCCCGACUGAUAUUCCCAGAUACGUCGCAAAGGUCAUCACGGAUCAACCUGACAUUCAGUACGUUUACAUGACACUCACUCAGAUUAAGACCGGACAACUGAAGUGCAUGUAAACACCUUAGUCCGACUAUACUUGGAGAUUGAGAACUCCAUUUAACCAGCAUAGUCGGAGUAUGAUCGGACAUUGCAUGUGUGUGUGGGCCACAACCUCAUAACCUCGGAACAAAAUCACCAGAGAAAAGAAGUAGCAUGCACCUCAUCUGCAGAAAAAGUAGAGCGUACAUCAUGUACGUCAAAAACAGCAGUUGUAGCCACUUCUGACGUCUGGCACGGACCUGUUGUUGUUGUUGACAGUUGUAUGGGGUUGGAAACAGUGCAGCUGGAAAGACCCAUAUCGCCCCCUAGUUUUGGGGAGGAGGACACGUUCAUGUCAAUAAUUCAAUUUUCUCAGCUGCAUGUAUACACAGACAAGGAGAGAAGUUUGAUUUGGUGAAAAAACGAAUUAUGAGCUUAGUCGGAUUAAGCUGUGCAUGUAAACGCAGUGACUGUAAACAUCUGUAAAAGAGAACUACUGUUCUCAGCAGAGUCCACACUAACAGCUCAUUACCAAAAGAAAAAAAAAAUCCACACAUCUUAUUACCAGCUAAUCUUAAACGACUUAGCUAAUGGCGCAUUGCGUGGGAUGAUGUCAUAUUGCAUUACCCAACAACACACAGUAUGCAGCACUGAGAGGCGGCCGGCUGCAGUACUCCGUCCAGGCUUUCUUGGGUGGCUGUUUAUGUUGAGGCAGUGAAUUCCCCCGUUCACCAGGCAACGAAACGGUUUAUGAGCAGUUAGUCACACAAAGCGCGGGGCGGGCUGAUUGCUCAGCUAAUUGAUCUCCACCAGAGAUCACAGAGCCGCGCUCAUAAAAGGAAAGGGAACGCCUCCCAUGACAUCACCGUAUGCAGUACAGCAAGACAAGGCGGGCAAGUCAGGGGAGAGACUCAUUCCCACACUCUCUGCAGACUGAGUGUCACAUCGAGAACACACAAACACAAACAUACACACAACUUUUGAUCAACAGUUAGAACAAGACGCGUCUGCUACUGGUUUAGAGGGCGCUGGUAAAAAGUUUCAUUAGACAGGAUGCAGACAACUAAAUUAAGUGUUUUGGUAAAGGAUGUGGUAUUUGUGUAAAGCUCCAUCAUUUGUUUCGUGUAACUGAUGAAGUAAAAUAAUGAAGGUGUUACAGUCUCAAGAUUCAUCACGAGUUGACACGUUAAUGUUGAAAGUGAUCUUUUGUUAAUCUGAACUUUUUUUUUAACUUGUUGCUAGCAUAAACAUAUAUUUUUCAUAAAAUACUAACAUUAUGUCCUUGCAAAUCAUUGUUUAAUUUGCAAACCAUCAAAAAUCUGUUUCUGUCAACUUUUUACACCAUGUCCCAACUUUUGAUUAACAAGCUUCAGAGGUUUAGGGAUAUUUACCCUCCCUUUACUCACAGCUGAAAAAGAAAAACAGAACCAUAGUUUGAUGUUUUGAAAUUCUUGAUGGUCACUUGCUCUUCUCAUAGAGGGAAAAACAAAGGAAAUCUGAAACAAAUCUAAGAAAAAAUGUGAUAGAAACCUUCACUCUUAGCACAAAGACAGGUGUGGUAAAUUCUGUUUUUUUCAAACAUCCUUUGACCUCUAAUAUGUGUCUCAUUAAAACCACGUCACUGACACUGACUCUACAUGUUCCUGCAAGUUUUGUUUAACCGUCCAUCCAGAUCAGAUGGUCUUGAAAUCAGUCUCACAUUAGGCCCUCAUGUUCUGAUCAUUUCUUAAUGCAACACCAAGGCGACAGUUUUUUUUUUUUCACUGUUAUACAAUUUCUCUGUAAUAAAAUCACAAGAGUGGAAAACAAUGUACGGGCAACUGAGGUGACCAUUAAAGAGUGUAAACAGAGAAAUUCCACACGAGAACUACAGCAUAGGAAACACAUGUCCUCAACAUAAGGCACAGUAUAGGUUUUUUUGCUCAGCUUCAUUUAAGGUAUACAUCUAUGACCCUGAUUAUAUUGCAGUUACAGAAGUAGGCCAUACAUUUUAAAGACAUACCCUUUCAGCCAUGUAUUUCUCUAGAGUGGAGGCUCAGAAUGCUCCAAGACAGUUAGCUAUAGUUCAAAGUGGUUUUCGAGGUUUUGGUCGAGGUUUUGAGUUCUGACAGGCAAAGCUUUCAGACUGCAUUUUGGUUCACCACAUUCAGGCAUGUUACACACAUUUUACUGGCACAGCGAGAGGUUACAGAGAGAAAAACGACAAUUUCUUUAGUGUAAUAAAAGCAAAAGCAGAAUUUUCCUUUUAUAUACAUGCACCCAAAAAAUUGAUAUUAUGCUCCAUAUAUGCUGAAACUCACUGGAAGGAAACAUUAUCUCUCUGUGAUGUGAUGUAGUAUGUGUCACUAUGACUACAAAGCGUCCUUUGAUUAGCUUCCUUUAGUUCUUUAUGCUCAUAUUUUUUAGUGUAGGACUAAGAGUAAAAAUGAACAUCAUCAGGUAGUAAUAACCAGUUUUAAAAGCAAAAUGAAAGCAAACUCUAAACAAAAACUCCCUUAAAGUUGCACCAACAACAAAUCUGUACAAAAUCUACCAACAGUAAACCAAACACUUUCUAACUUAUUUAGUCCAGGCAUAGAGACGUAUAGCGUAAUAUAGAUGUUUCAGCCACAGGUGUUCUUCAGCCAAGCUGUUUCUUCAGCUUAAGACUUUAAAAGCGCCUUGAUAUGUCUUGCCAAUACAUUAACACCACCGCUGUAACCCAGCCUACCAUGGUGGCACAUAUAUUUUGUGAAUGGACAUUUUCUUGCGGGGUGGAAUUUCCUCAUCCCUGGGUUUGGACUAACAGGAUUCUGAGAAAUACAGGUAUAAUGUAUAGUAGUAAUUAACAGAAAACACAAGUCAUGAGCUUGUAUUGAACCAUGUUUGCCACGAUCCUGUGAUGUCAAAAUACCAACGGUUAUUCUUUUAAAUACAGCAAAAUAAAGAAGUGAAUACCAACUCUAUAGAUGAUAACAAACUCCAUGACACUCCUCAACAUCACCCACAUACAGUUCAGGUGUUAUACAAGCAUUGUGUAAUCUCUACACACUUUGAGAGCUUUCAGAAUCAAGUGUGUUUGCUGUAACUCCAACAGUGUGCACUGCAGCCUCUUUCACACAUGCGCUCCUAUAAGUUCCUAGAAAAAUACCAAAGUUGCUUGUUCACACAUGUCCCGUAGAGCAUGAAGCCUCCCCUGUCUUAUGAUGGUGGUGGAGGACAGGGGAGGAUGAGUCUUAGGAUAACAUCAAACUCAAGCUGUAAAAGCCACUGUGUAAAGUUUUUGAAAUGAUAACAGAUGAGGCAACAUCGACCCCUCCUUGCUAUGAACCAGGCGGUUAUAGGUAUUCUGGAACCCUAAGGAUUACUAUUUCUCUCUUUCUUCAGCCUUAAUGGUUGCAUAUUUGGUAUCCUUUACAUGUCCAAAAAAUUCGUGAAACUUAACACAAAAUUCAGGCCUGGCAAAAAGUUAGAAUCUUUAUGUGAUUAAACGUAUCGCUAGCUUAAUAGCAUCCCCGACACCUAUUAGACAAAGCCCCUCUAGUCUAGGGGUGGGCAAUUAAUUUUUACACGGGGCCACAUGAGAAACCUGAACUGUGUUGGAGGGCCGAACCAACAAUAACUUCAAAUUCAAAUCAGGAGGGAUCACACACACAGAAAAGCAAGCCCAAAUAAGCAACUACUAGUUAAAAACAAGCCCAAAAAAGCACACCCGCGACUCAAGAAUUUUACAAGUGACUUCUGAGAGAAACAAGCCUAAAGUCGUUUAUAAUAAGCAGACUUGGCGACUAUAAGGUGCCUACGUAUAUUUUGCCAAUAAAACUUGUCUCUGUUCACAGAUGCAGAUCUAGGAUGUACGCAUGUGCAUCCAAACGGAAAUAAAACAAUGGCUAGGUUUUCAAAAUAAAAGCAACACACUUGUAUAGCAUGUUGAUGAUUUGAUUGAUGGACCUCACAAAGGGCAGGGACAUCCAAAGGGCCGGAUGUGGCCCAGGGCAUAAAAUGCCCAUAAAAUGCUCGAGUCGAUUCAACCAUAUGCAUGGAGCUUGCUAGACGUACGUAUGAUGCCAAGACAUACAAAAAAAACCUCUUGGACUUAUCUUCUAAACUUAACAGGAAGUCCAUAAAUCUAAGUCAAAUGUCUGAUUUUGGCGUUUUUAGCGGUCUUGCUAAAUUUAUAUAUAUAUACUUAAUCAAGAUCUUCCCCCUUAACACAUGUAUAUGCAGAUUUUUCUGCUUUAUUCAUAGCACCCCCUGUGGUUAUAUACACUCACCGGCCACUUUAUUAGGUACACCUGUCCAACUGCUCGUUAACACUUAAUUUCUAAUCAGCCAAUCACAUGGCGGCAACUUAGUGCAUUUAGGCAUGUAGACAUGGUCAAGACAAUCUCCUGCAGUUCAAACCGAGCAUCAGUAUGGGGAAGAAAGGUGAUUUGAGUGACUUUGAACGUGGCAUGGUUGUUGGUGCCAGAAGGGCUGGUCUGAGUAUUUCAGAAACUGCUGAUCUACUGGGAUUUUCACGCAUAACCAUCUCUAGGGUUUACAGAGAAUGGUCCGAAAAAGAAAAAAUAUCCAGUGAGCGGCAGUUCUGUGGGCGGAAAUGCCUUGUUGAUGCCAGAGGUCAGAGGAGAAUGGCCAGACUGGUUCGAGCUGAUAGAAAGGCAACAAUGACUCAAAUAACCACCUGUUACAACCAAGGUAGGCAGAAGAGCAUCUCUGAACGCACAGUACGUCGAACUUCGAGGCAGAUGGGCUACAGCAGCAGAAGACCACGCCGGGUGCCACUCCUUUCAGCUAAGAACAGGAAACUGAGGCUACAAUUUGCACAAGCUCAUCGAAAUUGGACAAUAGAAGAUUGGAAAAACAUUGCCUGGUCUGAUGAGUCUCGAUUUCUGCUGCGACAUUCGGAUGGUAGGGUCAGAAUUUGGCGUCAACAACAUGAAAGCAUGGAUCCAUCCUGCCUUGUAUCAACGGUUCAGGCUGGUGGUGGUGGUGUCAUGGUGUGGGGAAUAUUUUCUUGGCACUCUUUGGGCCCCUUGGUACCAAUUGAGCAUCGUUGCAACGCCACAGCCUACCUGAGUAUUGUUGCUGACCAUGUCCAUCCCUUUAUGACCACAAUGUACCCAACUUCUGAUGGCUACUUUCAGCAGGAUAAUGCGCCAUGUCAUAAAGCUGGAAUCAUCUCAGCCUGGUUUCUUGAACAUGACAAUGAGUUCACUGUACUCAAAUGGCCUCCACAGUCACCAGAUCUCAAUCCAAUAGAGCAUCUUUGGGAUGUGGUGGAACGGGAGAUUCGCAUCAUGGAUGUGCAGCCGACAAAUCUGCGGCAACUGUGUGAUGCCAUCAUGUCAAUAUGGACCAAGCUCUCUGAGGAAUGCUUCCAGCACCUUGUUGAAUCUAUGCCACAAAGAAUUGAGGCAGUUCUGAAGGCAAAAGGGGGUCCAACCCGUUACUAGCAUGGUGUACCUAAUAAAGUGGCCGGUGAGUGUAUGCUACUAACAUUAACUUACUGUAUUGGAUCUACUGUAAAUUUUAUGGGUGUGAAAAUAGUUUUAGCCUCAAUUUGUUUACACUUACAUUUUGGCCAUGGUUAUAGGGCCACCUACAGAAAACAAACAUUUAACUCUACUAUAAAUGGUUCUACAUAUACUUCGGGUUCAAGGUAUGAGCACCAUUGUGCAUAGUUUCAGCUGUAGCAGUCAACAGCUCUAUCAGAUCUCGUAGUUACCACAGGCGUCAACGCAGGUUAAGAUGCAAGGGCCCCGUGCAGCUAUGAUUAAUAGUUCAUUUUUCAAAAAGAAGCUUAUUGCCAGUAACAGUAUAAAUUGACAGCCGUAGUGUGUCCCUCUAAAACAUCCCCUUGCUAAACCAACAGUUGUCAAAAACGAUGUCUCUGUAAUCUGUUAGCGGGCUGAUUGUUGUCUUUUCCUGAGAUCACGGGCUGUUUUAGACUCUGUUUGAUCUGGAAAACCUCAUCAGUUAUGAGUGACUGAGCGGGAUUACACUCACUGAGAGGGUAAUUGAUCCUAAAUAAACAACACACAGGCUGGAAUUCCAUCUUUCUGCAUUUCUGUAGAGGUGGCACAUGUUUUCAACGUACAUCACACACAAACCCUGACUUAACCUUCGCUUACACACACACACACAGGCACACACUGUGCGUUGAAAAACCUGACACAUGUUGAUGGGAUUUGUAAAUUUCUGUUGUUGAAACGCGGGAGUUCUUCCAAUCAACAGAAAUCAAACUUCAUCACAGUGCAGCGUGUUCACAGACGUUUGAUUGUUUCUGAAGUGUGCUCUCCUCUGCAGACGGAGCGAAAAACCGCCUCCAUCAAAAUGUGGGAUGUGUAAUUUUCCUGCAAUAUGCACACCCACCACAAGCGCUUCCUUCACUAAAGCCUGAUGGGAGGCACUCAAACAGAAAUAGACGGGAAUAACAUAGCUGUGAGGAGGCCCUUCAAACCCAAUGAAAGCAGAACAGAAAUGACACCUUAUUCCACACAGUCCUGUGAACGCAAUACAGUGGUUUUAAGGGUAAAAAUUGGAACAACUCUUAAAUACAUAAAAAUUUUUCUGUAUUUGUGUCGACUUGACUGUAUUCUUACAUACUGUUUAUUUUCAUUAAUGUGCCGAUGUUUGAAAAAAGUGUAAAUGUUUCAACUCUUUUCAUUCAUUUCAAACAAACUACAGGUCCUUACACACCGAGAACGAUGCAAAUAUUUGACACGAAAUUACAAAAUAUUUGGAGGCGAAUUUUGACGCGCCUGACUGUACACAUGCGAUACAAGUGCGAUGCGAUUUGCGACUUUCCUGCAGGGGAGAGACGCGUCCCGGGUGGAAGCGAGAAGACUGACACAACACCAAACUGACUGUUUUUCAGUCCUGAUUAGACACUAGUGUUGAGAUGUCUGUCUGUCAUGAUAGCAUGUACUGAGUCGGGGCCAGUACCAGAUAAGCACAUUAAACUAUAAUCCAUAAACGUAAGGUAACAACCGAGACCUAAUGGUGCUGUGACAACAACGCGAUUGAGUUUGAGACAGUGAAAAUACAUACGGUAUGUUGUAUCUGAACAGGUUAGCUUACGAGCUAAAGUUACUUAGCACAGAUGAAAGUUAAAACAAAGACAUUUACAAACUGUUAAAGCACACAAACCAUCGUCAUAUGAGAGAUCCCCCGCUAUGACUCUUCAUAAGUUGUCCUUCAGGUUGUUAUCUUUGUAAUAUUUGUGUCUUUUAUCAAAAAGCACUCUGUUCUCCAACAUGUAAACAAUCAACCGGUCGGCCAUGUUGGAUAUACCUGUGAAUCAGCAACAACACGAAAUCUGAUUGGUCAGAAGUGAACACACAGUACGCAAAACUUUAGAAAAAUCGACUGUGAUACAAAAAAUAAAAGCCGCAAUAUCGCAGGACAGGAUAACAUCACUGAUGUGAACGCUUGUAUUGACAGGAUACAAGUUCGAAAAAAAAUAUUGACGUCCGAAAUAAUCGCAUGAAAAAAACACUCCCUCAGGAGAAAAAUGAAAAUGAAUUUAUGUUUAAAGGAGAGUUAACUGCAAAUAAAUUAGAAAGAAAGCUGAAUGUGGACAGAAAUGUGAACAGAUAUGUGACAGCAGACAUCUUGCUCAUCUUAUCAAACACUAAUGUCAGUGGAAAUAUUUAGUCUGAAUUCAUCUCGCAAGAAGAAUCCAUGUUGUCUAGCUACGAGCUGUGGCUGUUAUAUACAUAAAUAACUAACUUAUAACUGUGUAACUUUAUAUCAUCACUCCAAACAUAUUACCUGUAUUUGGAAGUAUCAUGGGCCUAGCCUUUUCCUGGCUCAUUCAUGUAUUCUGUUAUUUGGUUAAUGUGUGACAGAUGUCGGAUUGGGUGUUUGGAUCCUGUUGCUCUGAGCGUGUCUUAUCAGCACUUGGGUUUUUGUCCCUGCUGGACACCUCCUGCAGAGAGUGUGUGAGCAGAGCCAGGAUGUGUGGAUGAGAUAGCACAGUGCUCAUUACAAGAGCCUGCAGACAGCUGUGGAGAUACAGUUUAUUAAUCCCAUGAUAAUCACACACGCACACACAGACUAAAGUGCUUUGUUUACCUUUUACUGACUUCAUCUUCAAACACAUGAAAUGAUUUUGUCCAUCUAUUUUUGAAGUAAUGUGAUUUUUGAAGUGAUGGCUGCAGCGUUGAAAUAAACACAUUGGAUUGAAUAUUUAUGAAGAUGAAACUAAAGUACCAGCAUCAGGAGUGAUCUAUUUCCUAUUCAUGAAAAAAGCCUGUCACAUUUUCCGUCACUCUGCUCUUAAGUGGAGAUAACAUCUGGGAUAAGAGAGCAGAGAGUGAGAGAGAGAGAGAGAGAGCGAGAUAGAGAGUGUGUGUGUGUGUGUGUGUGUGUGUGUGUGUUUAAAGCUUGGUGUAGUGUAUGUUUGAUCGUCCCCGGGGAGGGAAGUGUGGUAGAUAAGCCCGUGACAGCUGCCAAACACCUCUGCGUGUGCAUUUGUGUGUGUGUGUUUAUGUGUGUUAGUGUGUGGGCCCCUGAUUCAGAGCGUGUGUUUCUGAAUCCACGCCACCUGCCAGCUCGGUCCCUUACGGCAGGUGUGAGUGUGUUUGUACGUGAUUCAGCCCACUGAUGAAGGUGGAGCAUAUGUGAGGGUCUUAUCGUCUUCAUCUCUCUGUAAUAACACUUAGACGGGCGGAUUGAGGGAGAGAUUACUGAAAUGUGAGGAAGUGUGACGGUGCUCACAUGCAUACCUAAUUUUGCCUGAAAACAAGGAAAUAGCCGUCUUAAAAACAGGACUGUCAUAUAAGAUAUUUUUAAAAUUGUGAUGAGUUAAAUGCAAUAAAUCCUUUUAAAUCAUGUUUUUGAUGGUAUAAUCUUAUCGUGCAUCUCAGGAGCGUCUUAUCCUCAAAGGCCGCCAUGCCAUCAGUAAAGUGACAGACGGGGUGAGCAAGAGAGUGUUUCGGUCUAGAAAUCACUGAAGACUUCCAUGUCUACACAGUGCACAAACUUAAGCAUGAUUUAUAUAACUUUGCAUUUCAAGACAGAUUUUCAUUUUUUUUUUUUUUUUUUACGAAACAGGGAUACUUAAAGAAAUGUGCAGAAAUAUACAUACAAUUAUAUCUUAUAGCGCCAUCACCUUUCAGAGGAAAACCAAAUAAAAAACAGACAGGUCGUCCGUUAUUGCAAUAAGACCUGAGUAAAAAAACUGAUCAAAAAACAGAAAUGCCUCAUCUGAAAUCAGAGGAGGGGGAUGAGAUGGAAAAGUCUCUCAAACAAAAAGGAAAGAAAAACAACGAUUCGAAAGACAAAAUAAUAAACAAUAAGAAUGAAGGAAUGACAGUGAGAAAGACAAGGAAAGAUAGAUUGGAAGUAAAAAGGAGAACAGAAAAUAAAAAAAGCAGGGCAAAAAUGACAAAGAAAGUAAAAUGGAAGGAAGGAAGGGAGGAGGGAGGAAGGAAAAGGAAGCAGGGCAAAAAUGACAUAAUAGAAAGGAAAAUGAAGGAAGGAAGGAAGGAAGGAAGGAAGGAAGGAAGGAAGGAAGGAAGGAAAAUAAGAGAAACAAAGAAGGAUGAAACAAAGAAAGGAAGAAGGAAAAAGGAAGGAAGGAAAAACAAAAAACAAAUGACAGAGAGAUGGAUGAAAGAAAGAAAGAAGGAUCAAACAUGAAUGAAAGGGAAGGUAGGAAAGAAAAAAUGGAGAAAAACAGAAAGAGCGAAAGGAAGGAAAGAGAAAAAGAAGGAAUGAAUAUAAAGGUAAACUAAGUCAGAGAAACUCCUGUCAUGUUUCAAAACUAAAACCUGGGUUUUGAGGAUUAAUUUCAAAGAAAAAUGUCAGACUUUGUCUGAUUAAAAGUUGAAGUCUUUGUGUCAUUUUGAAAAUGAAAACAUCAUUUUUACUCAAAAGAUGAGAUUGAAUUCUUACUGUUAGGCAUAUUCAAUAGUCAUGAUGGACUAAAACUCACAGUCAUACCUCUCUCUGAUCAAUGAAAGCUAACAAGUCUAUUAGCAAAAACACUGACAGCUUCUAUAUGGUCAUAUUGAUGACUGUCACCACUGCGAGUGGGUAGGUGUCAAUCAAAUGAUUCUGAAAAGCCUGUUUGUACUUUUCUCAAAGUAAAUUUUCAUAAUGACUGAAACUUUUGACAGCUUAAAGAAAGCAGAUGGAGAUUUUUAUAUCAAAACACAUCGUUCAAAUAUAGAGAGAGUAAGAUCAGCAAAGAGAUAAAAAGUAAGUUUGUCCAUGAGCAAUGCCAAAUUAACACAGACAAGGUUCCACACAGGAGCUUGAAGAGACUUCAGAGGAGGGGAUUGUUAUUUCAUGACUGUAAAGAGAACAUAUACUGGACUGGUUCAGAGCUGCAGAGGCAAGAACCUCGAUAAAAGCCUGAUAUCUUGGCAGUGAGUGUGCGUGAGAAAUGUGGACCUGGGGUCAAUAUUAAAGAGUGAAAAUAGCAAUGACAAUAAAUCAGCAGUCUCUCAGAUGUGUGGGAGAGCGGAAGAAAGUUUUCCUGCCUGACAUCACCAGGGGUCAGAGGUUAAAUUCACAAGCAGGUGGCCAAGAAACAGAGCCUGAACCAGGACGUUUUCUUUUAGAGGCUCCAUUAUUCUCAGGACGGACUGAAGCAGGCCGAGCUGUGCUGCACCAUCUGUUUCUACGGCCUCUCUCUCUCCUCUCACUAUGAGAAAGCAGACUUCGUGUUGCCUUUACGUGAAUGUGUUUCCCCAGGUCUCAAUUUUAUGCGGCAAAUAAAAAGCUAAUAUUUUUAAAGUUGUGAUGUAAGACACUUUUAUUGCAAAACCUCGACAUGGUUUUUCUUGAACGUUACCCAACAGCACUUUUUUGUCUAUUUGAAGUCUUGAACAAUAUCUCCUUUUUCCUUUUUUUGACUACACUUUGUUUCUAUCUAUUUUUGUUUAAAUCAUGAGGACUUUUUUGCCUGCCUAGAAUUCUUUGUUGUCUUUCUUAUACACUUUUUCAGCUGGAAAUUUCAAGUGUUCAAUAAAUGAAGGUUGUAAUUAAAACUAUUUUAUUUGUUUAAAUUUGAAUCCCGGGGUUAUUGCUAAUCUAAAAGGCAAAAUAUUAAAUUUCUCUCUCUCUCUGUCUUGUUACCCAGCAUGCCACUGUAACCUUCACGCCCGCCGCUGUCGUUUCAACAUGGAGCUCUACAAGCUGUCGGGCCGGAGGAGCGGCGGCGUUUGUCUCAACUGCCGACACAACACGGCAGGACGCCACUGCCACUACUGCAAAGAGGGCUUCUACAGAGACAUGACCAAGUCCAUCUCUCACCGCAGGGCGUGCAAAGGUAAGAAGACGUGAGGGAGGUGGGGUGUUGUCUUACCUGUACAGUGUUUCCAUAGUUGACUUCAUCUACAGUUAGGAUCUGUGCUGACGUUUGAGACCCAUGCUGUCUUCAGAUACAGUAGAAUUAGAACUGCUUUUACGCCUCAGUGAAGGAGUUGUGUGUUUCUUCCCUCCUUGUCACUCUAACACUUCAGGUAUUAAAGGAAUUCCUCUGGAAGUUUUUGGAGAAAGGCGCCCACCUGUCUUAGUGUCUCUGAGUUGACCCGUGGAGCUCCAGAGCUGUUUGGGUUCUCUGUAGAUCCCUGACGAGACAAACAUAACAAACAGAGCAGAGGUGUGAGCUGAUCUGAACGGCACAGCAGUGGAAACAACGAGCUAAUCGUGCAGAGGCAGAAAAAGAACAACACACACGCAGGUGUGAGCACAUACGUCAGGUUUUAGACGGAGCAGCCAAGGAUUAAUGCGAGAGGAGACAAAAGCUGAGCUCCUUCUGUCUCGCAACACCUCGGGGAGAGGAGAGGAGAUCUGAGACCCUGAGCAAACAAACUUCAGUCACUCAGUCACUUUAGCUUAAAUAUCCUCUAGAUGCUGUUCAUAUAUCUGUCUGCCUCUGUGUGGGACAGGUAUGGAAACACUAAAAAGACAGAUGUGAAAACUUUCAUGAAGUUUGUAAAAAUGUUUGGAUACCAUUAUUUUCUCUUGAAUGCAGGUGAAAUAUAACCCUUGUUCUAAAUAAUACGUUCUAUAAAAUGCAGAUGAAUAAAAAAACAGGCUCAGGUAGUUAAAAAUCAUCUAAAACCAAUAUCUAAUUGGUUUUACUGAAAUUGAUGAGAAGCCAUAAUGCAGGCAGGCCUGUCUGGCACCCGAACUCUUCUUCUGCAAAGUCAUGUUGAUGUAAUAUGUGCAGAAAUAUGCCGGGUCUUCCCUGAAGAAAGCGUUGUUUGGUUGGCAGCAUAUGUUUUGCUAUGAAACCUGUAAUCAUUGUUCAGCCAUGCCAGAUGUGAAAGCUUAUGCAUCUUCAAACCAUCUAGGAUGUUGGCUCUCGAACUGAUAACAAGCCAGGUGGUCCUUCUCCUCUUUACAGUGGGGGGUGUAGUAUUUGUGAUUUUUAAAAAGGAAUGUCAAACUUAGAUUCUUCGAACAGGAGGGAAGCUUUCUUCUUUGUCCCUGCCCACUAUCAUUGGACUCAAGCCCAGAGAGGUCACCAGCAUUUCUGGAUCAAAUAUCUACACAGUUUCCUCUUUGCAGGGAGUAGUUUAACCUGCCUUCAGGGAUUCAGCAACAAACUGCGUUCACAGACAAUGUUCUUUUGAGAUGAUUUGAGCCAAUGCACAAAUUUUCACUACAGUCAUGUUUUGUAUUGAUGCAGUGCUACCCAAGGGCCUGAAUAACCUGACUUGACCCCUUCAUAGCUGUUUCCUGAUCCUCUGAAUCUUUCAAUCAUAUAUACUGUACAUAUAAGACAAAGUCCAGAAAUGCCAUUUUAGGUUCCAAACUGGUGCUAACACAGUCUCUCACAGAGUGGUGCACCUCUUACCAUCUUUAAUUCUGAGAGACUCCGCCUCUCUUGAAUGCCUAUUUUAUACCCAAACAUGUCACUAACAUGACACAACUUUUGUGACAUUUUCUGUCCCUCUCAUGAUUUUGGCAUCAGAUUAAAAAAAAAUAAAAAUUAAAAAAACGAUUUUGUAUGACAUUAUUUUUCAAUCAAAUAUAGGCUUAAAAUGAUUUGCAAACCACUAAAUUUAGUCUUUAUCAACAUUUUACACGGGGUCAUAUAAGUGGAAGCUGUAUUAUAUAAUGAUUAAAAGUCAUCAUAUAAAUCAGAUUCAGUGCAUCAAUCUGACACCACAUCACCUUCCUUGAAAACACACACGUCUUGUUGGCUAGUUUUGCAUGAUAAAACAGGACUUACUGUUGUUGUCACUGUCGGUGCACAGGCAUUUUCAUUUUUGUUUUUCAGUCCCUAAUUCUCCUGUGAUGCCGUUAGAAAAAGCAAAACAAGAGGACAAGAAUCCUCAUACUUUGAACCAAAACUUCCAAUCCCAAAUUUUGUCCCAUGCCUCAGGCUGCAAUCAGAAAAGACACCACCUCAAGCAGUGCUUCUCCAUUUUAUGCACUUUUAUUCUAAAUCUGUGCGUGGAGAUUAAGUUUAGAGGGUUAGACUUGGAUAAGAUUCAUUUUCAUUUUGCUCAGUGAUGUAACAUCUACAGAUCUUUGCUAAGUUUUUAGAAAAAAAUCGGGCUUGGUUAUGUGCAAUUUGAAAUCCCCCUCUCUUUCCUCCCCUGCAGCAUGCUCAGGGUGCUCUGGGAUCAAACCCAAAUAGUCUGAUUGCUGCCUUUCUCCUCAGGUGACAAAACCAGAGCGAUGUGACAUCAGUUAGAAACCUCUGUAUUUAUUGUUCAAAUCAGCCAACCAUCCCACUCUGCUGUUGUUGGACAGGAAAUACAGCUCUGUGCCAACACGGCCGGGAGGAAACCUGCUCUCAUUCCUUGUUCCUCACCCCCCCGCCCCCCUCCCCUCCCUUCAAACAACGCUCAGUUCUCAACAAAAUGUCCACUCAACGAUUAGCUAAUAAAAAGUUUGAGGUUUAGUGAAAAAUGUCUGCAUACAUCUCUAGUGGCAGCGUCGAAUGCCUCAUGCUUUAUUUCCCAGAUUAACAACUUCACCCCUCAUCGAGCGCAGUGUAAACACGGCUCUUGGAGAACCACAGUGCACACCCCCGCCCCCCCCAGUCCCUAACAGUUUGUUUUCUUUCCUCAGUCCCCUCAUAUGUUUGGCAGUCUAAGCCUUAAACCAGGCGCAGCAGAGUCCACAGAGAUGAAGCAGGUACAUGCUUCAGUGCAUCGAAACUCCCCUGAAGCCCCCCCAGUAACUGUUCAGCCCUGCAGGACCCCCACUGCUGCUGCCAAUUAAUUAAUAUGUCCAAUUUGUCGCCCGCCUGCAGAGGCUGUUGGACCGUGGCUGAACAUGGGGCGCUUUUAAGCCUGCUGUUAUACAAUACAUACCAUUAGUCUGCCUUAAAUCUCUCCACCUUGGAGAUUUAAUCAGCAGUUUCUGCCUUUUCCUCUUUUCAAUUACAGUCACUAUGUGAAGAAUAAGGGCCUGUGUCCACUAAAGGCUGGGAACCAAAUGUUUCAGAGUGCUCCUCACCAGUGUUUGCUGCUGCAAGGUUAUAAAGUUGCAGUCAGUUUUAUGAUGCUCUGUAUGCUUCAUAUGUAAAUCAGAGGAUGGUGAUUUUGUACAGGUAAAAUAUAAAAGCAUUUGAAUAUCUGGCAAAAUUACUCUAUGAAAAUAACUUGGUGUUGUGAAUGUGUGGGGAAAACUUCAUUCAGAGCCGAUAUUUGUGAAACUUUGCUAAGCUGCAGCAGGAGAUAGAAGUUUUCAUGUGUCAUUGGUCUAAAGUUCUCUAAUGUAAGCUUAUAAAAUGUUAACCAGUUUUAACUACUAUCAGAACUCAUGACACUUAUUAUAACAUGUCAGAAUAAGUAGACUUUAUUGGUGGACUUAUUUUAGUAUAAAUUGAACAACUUCAAUUCUCAGCUUGUUUUUUUACAUUCCUCUUACACACACAUGCAGUACAAACACACACAAACACACACAUUGCUAACAGCUUUCCUGUCUUUAUACCUUUUGUGUCGAUUUUAUAAAUCAUUUUGCUAACACUUUAUUUGACGCCUCUAUAACGCAUUAUAAAUAUAUGUACAGUGCAUUAUAAUCACGUUAUAGCACUGUAUAACUAGAGUUAUAAACACUCAUAAAUGAUCAUAAUGCUUUAUAGCAAUAAUAAUAAGACAUUAUAAAGCAUUUUAUCAUGACUUACAAGGUCAGGUAUUAUAAUGUGUUAUAACUGUUUAAAACUCACUAAUACCUGACCUAGUUAGUCAUGAUAAAAUGCUUUAUAAUGUGUUAUUAUUAUUGCUAUAACGUGAUUAUAACGCAUUAUACAUAUAUUUGUUAUCAUAAUUUUGAUAGAGAGCUGUGUAACAAAGAUAUUUACACGCAUGUGUUGUUUACGUAAACUAACUAACUUUGUGUACUCGGUUUGAAUCCUCAGUGGAAACGAUGUGAAUCCCUAAACUUUCACUCUUUGAGUUUAUUUCACACGUGCACUCUUAAGAUUUUAUGACAUAAGGCGGGUGGAUGAAAAACAAAGGAGUAAUAGCUUAUCUGAAAAAAACAAAGUUAAUAAGCGUCUUGUUAUGUCCACCGAGCUCCAUAAAUUUCAUCUCCAACCUCUGCUGAACCACUUCAAGCUGAAUUUCAAGUGACUCUGCUGGUGCCUAUAACACAUGCAGAGCUAAUGGGGAGGCUGGGCGAGCACUUCAAACACUGGCUUUAUGGUAAACGUUUGGCAGCACACACACACGCACAUACACACACACACACAGAGCGAAUUUCUCACAUUUAACUUCCCCAAACAGCUUUAACAGACUUUGAAGUGCGCUCCACUCCUCCAUUAAUGGGAAACAUUAUUCAGGCAGUUAUUUGCAGGGAACUCUUUGCCAAGGGCUUUACAUUGGAAACUCCAAUCUGAAGAGCACACAGACUGUCUGAUCACAACACUGCUGAGGACACAAACAAAGCUCUCCAGAAACACACACACAGGCACGCACACACACACUCACACUCACACAUUCAUUUUGUCUUAUAGAGGUGUACCUUGCGGAGAAAAUGAAAUACAGUAUUAAUAAAGUUAUUAACCCUGGUUCAUGCCUUCCAGAGCAGCUCUAAUGAAGAGUCCUGUGCUCAUUAUGGGUGGAGGGACAGAGUUUAAUUUGAAUGAGGUUUUCAUGCUGGUUCGAGGCCCAGCUCCCAUCUGUGACGGUCUGGAAGAAACACGCAGCCUGCACCAUAAUGUGAAUGUUUCUUUCUGGGUUUCAGAUCACUUUUCAUCGUAUGGAAUUUGUAAAGUCAGCAAAGGACAGGAGCGACCACAGUUUGGAGUCAUUUGAAAGCUGAUAUUUGUUUUGUUUUUACACUGGUUUAUGUGAAAUAUGUUUCCAUUUUUCAAAUUGAAAUAUCUUUUCUUGGGUACAGGGACAUGUCUGACAGUGGCUUGAGCAGAAAUUAUAAUUGGAUAACCUCCUGCUUGGGUUAAUUUAGCUGACUUUUUUGUGACAUUUUUCUCCUCACUUCCUCCCCCUCCACAGCAUGUGAUUGCCAUCCGGUUGGAGCUGCAGGGAAGACCUGUAACCAGACAACAGGCCAAUGCCCCUGCAAGGACGGAGUGACAGGAAUCACCUGCAAUCGCUGUGCCAAAGGCUACCAGCAGAGCCGCUCUCCCAUCGCCCCCUGCAUCAGUAAGGCUAACUUGUAAAACCAUCGAGCAAAUGUACAUGCUUAUAUAUAAAUGAUUAUUUGUAUCCUGGUUUUGAGUUUCAUCUAAAUCAGGAUAUUUAGUGCAUUUGAAGCAGGAGAAACCAAGUUGGUUGUAUCCAUGUAUCUGUAGUCAUGGAGAUUCCUGUAAGGCUGAUGAUCUUUGUGUCAUUGAUUUUUUAGAUUCUUACUAUCUUGGUUACAGUUUGAGCUAUUUUUUAGGACUCAUUAAGGGACAUAGAAGCAAAUUUUAAGAGGUUUUUGGGUUGCAAAGUUUGGAAAACUUUGAAUUGACAUGCUAUUUUUUUCAACUUUUAAAACAUAUUUUAGCUGCAAAGUCUUACUCUAAUAAUAAGUCAUUUGGUCUGUCGUGAUAAGUGAUGCUCUUGUAAGUUAAAAGUUGUGGGUGUUGAAAUUUAACACAUGACGUUAACAUUUAAGUCAAAGAGUAAAAGCAAUCAAGCAAAGAAGGUUUAAAUCACCUAGAUUCUAAACAAUGUUUUUAAAAUUGCUAUUGACUCAAAAUGCAACAAAAUACUAGCAUUAACUUUUUCCCACCCCACGAUCAAAAUGCAUCAGAAACAGUAUUAAAAUGCAUAAACUUAAAAUGGGCUUGAUUUCGUGGAAACAGGAACGUGGAAUGUUCACACUAAGGGAAACGUCAUUAUAAAAAUAAUUAAGCUGCUGCUAAAAGUUGCAAAAAAAAAGUUAGCUACACUCUAUCAACUUCAGUUUCUACUCUGGAGACUCGCCAAUCAAAACUAAUUACAUAAAAACAUUGUUAAACAAAAUGACCCUCCAUGUCAUUAUUUCAUGUUUAGUUAGAAUCAUCACAUUUGUCGGCUGCUUUCUGACUUUACUCAGUAAACUGUUGCAACGAGCUAAAUGGAUGCUAACAUGCUUCCAUGUUAGUCCGUCCCACUUGUUCUAAAGCCUUCUCCAUGUUUCAUUUCCAUGUUUUAUCAUUUUGUCAACAACUGUGAACCAAUAAACUCAAAACAAAGAGAUUGAGGUACGAUGGACUGGCAGUUUAAAGGCUUCAGUCCUUGUAUCAGUCGCUGUUUUGACUCCUUUGCCUAACUAUUUGCUCCAUGCCUCCCUCUACGUCAAAAUUUAUAGGGGAAGUUAACCAUAAGAAACAGAAAAAGCUUACACAGCCUAACUUUGUCUUCACAUAACCCUAAAAAACCAUAAAAAUAAUGUUUAUUUUCUUAAAUAACAGGUACCAGUCUGGUUAGACUGGACGCCAGGACUCCAUCAGUGAUAGCAAAUCCAAAUGAGAAAUCCCUGAUUGGUUCAAGACUUGGAAAAGACAGGACAUGUUUUUUUAUGAAUAGCUCAGCUUACAUUACUUUUAUUUCACAUAAAUAUUGGUCUGUUUAAAACAGGGCCAGGGUAAACAGACUAUUAGAGCACCCCUAACAAGGCCCUGUGUGCCUUCAACACCACAAACAGUUCGUCUCACAAUAAAUCUGCAAAGCCGGUCCAGGGCUGAAACGAUGGCUGAUAUGUUUAUUGGCUGUAUCUGUUGUGUGCAGAUUCCAGGCUAGCGGUAAUAAAUGCCAACGUUUCACACAAACAGAGAUAUGUUAGCUCGGAGCUCCUUUUGCGAGGAGCACCAAGUCGCUGGCUGGCAUCGACAGAUAAGAUAAGAGUAAUGUCUGGGAGGACAUGUACACACAAACAAUUGUCCACUAAGCUACAGAGGUUCUGAUAAAGUCAUGUGUGAAUAUUAGACGAGGCGUCUGCGGAGAACUGAAGUGAUUUGUUUGGCUUGAAUCCACAGAGAUAAUUCGAACCUGUGGACCUGCUGGAAAAGGAUUUCUUCAAUUUUGUGGGAAGGAAACAAGUGUGGUGUAAAAGUUGGAGGGAAUAAGAUUUUUGAAGAGAAGAAUAUAUGGGAUUUCUUGUAUAUUUUUUCAGAUGAUGUGUUUUUGUUUAAUAGGAUGAUAUAAAACUUUUUGUUGGCUGUAACUUUCAGCCAGCUCGGACUUUAACAAGACUGUCGGCUUUGGCUCACUUGACCUACGACAAACCACAAUCAGGGGGGAGUUUAACAUUAAUAGGAGACUUGCAGUCACGAUACACCGCUUUUUCAGCACAUCUGGGCAUCCAAGUCAACUUUCAUUAAAGAAAUCCCAUUCACCACACUCGCAGCGGCAAUUUCCUCUGGCAGAGUGAUCAGGGAGGGAGGCUCAGAAGUUGUUAUGAUGUUUUCCAGGUUUUUCCAGGCUUUGUAAAUGUAGGCUCCUUUUAAAAUACAGUGAAUAUUGAAUAUAGUUUACAGUUUUAUAUAGAAUAUAGUUUUCUUCCAGUUUACACCUGGAAGAAAAUCCUAACACCAUGUCAGACAAUAAACUGAAACAAUCUUGGGUACAAUACGGAUGUAUCUCAGGUUAAUAAACAUACUGUAUCUAAUACACUGCUUCUUACAAACUAAAACUAAUAUUUGCUUUCCACCCCUGGCAGAAAGACAGAAAGAAAAAUCUUUGAAAACAUUACCAGCUUAGAAUUUGUGCCUUUUCUACUUCAUCAAAGUUAGCUUAACAAGUCUUCCUAGCUCGUACUAAAAUUUAUUGGAAACAGUUCAUUGUUAGUUUAAGCUGCUUUAAUGUAAGAGCUUUCCAUAUGGAGGAAUACCCUAUUAGUUUAAGAUGAGGAAAUGAAAUGAAAUAUCUCUCCUCAUGAUGUUUGUUUUAUCCUGUAUGUGUCCUAUGUUGAUUUUAGUUUAUAAUCGGUAUCUUUAUCUUUUCUUUUCACAGAGAUUCCAGUUGCAUCUCCAACAGCAACUUACAGCAGCUACGAGGAACCAUCAGGUGAAUAACACAAUCCCAAUUUGGCUCAUUUUUCACAAGUUUUUUUGAUGUUUGAGAAUAAUUUUUGUUGUGUUUUGAUAUACGUUGACAUCUAAACUGGAGGAGCUGCUCUUUCAUAAAUCCAACAACAGUAUUUAGCACAAGCAUGUUUUCCCGUCCACUCAUAGUUUCACUCCUUAACCAAACAGUGGUCGUUGAGGUCUGUCUGCAGCUGAUGUAAACUCCAGAUAUUUCUCCACUGCUCCCUGUGGCCUGGUUGUCAGUAUUCCCAGCCUGCCAAGCUGCCUCCCCAGGGUUUCACCCCUAAUCUGAUUACAUGCUUCAUUUGCACCAGUUUGUAUUUCAAUCAGGGCCUGCUGGGCCGACAGUGAAGCUCUAUUGUUCCUGUGCUCUGAGAAGGGUGUCCGUGUUGGACCGCUGACAUUACACCAUGUGCAACAAAAAUAUUUACUUGCAGGUUUAGUGGUGAUGAUUUCUGUCUCUGUUUAUUAGCUGGAAAAGAGAUUAAUUAAAUUUGGAGGGGCUUUACAGUUAUCUAGUUCACAUGUGUAUGAUAAGGAUGAAAAAGGUACAAAGUCUUUGGCCAGGACACCCUGCCGUGUAUGUCUUCUAUCUCUUUGACCAUACUUUUUUUCAAUUUCAAUAUAUAAUUUACAAUAAAAAGUUAUCUUAUGAUCCAAUGACAUAUGGGAUCAUUAGUGUGGUUAAUUGGUUAAGUGUCCUAAUGACUGUCAGGGUUAGUAAUGCUGGAUUGGUUAACCAAAACAAUAAAUGCUUUUCCAUGACAUAAAAAUGUCCAAUGGUCAUUAAAAUGUUUACAGUCUCACCUCAUCUCAAACGCAGUGCUUAACAGCACAUAUUAAAAUACAUCAAUCUCAUUUUACUGAAGUAGACUCAAAAGACAAAAGAAAAUAAAAUUUUCAAGAGUAGAAAUAAUAAUAAAAAAUGUCAUCUCAGGAAUAAUAUAAAUAAAAUAUAUAGAUAUAUUAAAUAGUUUACACCCCAAGUAAAAGAUAUAUUUGACAACACAACCCCAGACUUUUGGGACACGUAAUUAAUGUGACAAAAACAUUGCUGAUACAGAGCGAAGACAGGCAAGUGCACAAAGAAAAAUGAUAAACUGAGAGCUGAGAUCCACAUGAUUUGUAGGAAAAAUCUAGUAAGACGCCUGAAUUUCAGCUGGGACAUUACACAGCCAUCACACAUCAUUUGUGGUGUGAUGGUGUCAGGGUAGGUCAAAGUUAGCUGACCCAGGCUGUACCAAACUAAACCAAACCCUUUGGUGUUAAAAGAUGCCCUUAUUCUAUUGGCUAUGACUUCAGCAACAAUGCGUUUUUUUUUUUUAUGUGACAGAACAGUUGUUUUAUACUAGGCCUGAAAAAAUUACAAAAAAAAAACAUAUUAUGUAAAAGUACGAGCAUGAAAAAAAAAUUCUAAGAUGGCUAUUCACGUGGAAAAGCCAGUUCUUUUUUUUUUUUUUUUUUUAACUACUUACUCUUUUUGAUUCCACACAAUACUUUUAUUCUGAAGUUGAGAGUGGCACAGUUAUUGGUGAUAAGAGCAGCGUGCAUAGGUCCUAUACGUAUUAGCCUGCAAAGAACUUUUAAUGGAAAAAAACAGUUGCCAUUAAUCACGAUAGCUGCAGGUCAAAUUAUGGGAAUUAUUUUAUCAUUUAUGAUCACACCUAGGCGUGGGAGAAAAAAAAUCGAUACAGCAUAGCAUCGCAAUAUUUUGUCUGGUGAUAUAUCGUAUCUUCUCAUUUACCAAGUAUUGAUUUUUUCAAAUAAAUUGCUAAUAUGAAGUCAAAUAUAUGGUAUAUGUCCAGUUAGGUUGGCAGAGGUGAGACAAACAUAAAGGAAAGCCAAAUGCUAAAAUAGGGAAACAGUUGAAAAAAAUUGUAUAAAUCUCAAUAUAUUGUAUCGCAAUACUCAUUGUAUUGCAAAAUGUUAAAAAUCGGGAUAAUGUCGUAUCGUGGCCCAAGGAUCCUGAAAAUAUCGUAUCCUGGGGCCACUAGUGAUUCCCACUCCUAAUCACACUCUUUGCAGCCAUCUCUGUAGAAUUCAGCACAACACCUUUAUAAUAGCAGGACGAUACAGGCUGGGUUAUUUGGGUAUAUUUCCCAACUAUUGACAAUUGAAAUGCCAGAAUUGGGUACUUGGCUGUACCGAACUGGACCUCAAGAUAUAAAUGCAUCCUAUAUUUCUUUUCAUUGGCACCAAAACUUGUUAGCGCUUCAUCUUCACCAAAAACAUCCAGGAGUCAGAUAUUCUGUUAAGAUUUUAGAUUCUGUAACUUUUGGUGAGCUUUGCAGAAAAUGUGUAGACUAAUGGGCAAAAUGAACACAUAGCAUAGGAGGCUCUGUCCAUAUCCAUAUGUCUAACUAACAUAGAACACAAAUAAGCCUUGAGCUGGUGUGCUAUUUGUUGGAUAACAAUACAUGAGUUUGUUUUCACCAUGAUACAGGUUUGGUUGAAUAGGCUGAGUCACUCCUCUUCAUCGAUCAGUGUCUGUAGAAAGUGGCGCCACUGACUUCAUUCAGCUUUGUUGUGCAUCCCACUUCCUACUAUAGUGCCUGUCGAGGCUGUGUGGAGUUUGGAUUCCUGUCAGAAACUCCACACAGUCACCACCCUCCAAAUUAGGAGCAGUGUGUUCCCCUGGGACCCCGCAGGACGAACGUGGCACUGCCGCAGAGACGCACAAAGGGGGCGUUUGUCCUCGCAGCGGGGGAUUGGACCUUAAUGAGGGCUGAGAGUGUAAUGGCCCACUGCGGCGAUCGCGCUAAGGGGCUAAUGGGACACGUCAGCUAUCAAAGGAUGUAUGAUACAGGCCCCCAGGGGAUAGCGGGAGAUAAAGAAGCCCCCCGCCCUCUGCGCUUCAUUUACAUGGAAAUCAGGCAUGCUUGAUAUGGACUCGUCAAAUUCAUUUACUUUGGGAUUUCCUCUUUUCUUAUUUCUCCCGCCACCCUGGUAAGCAGCCCUGCAUUCCAGCAGAAAUGCUUUCUCUACAUACAUGAAUUCAAUCCUCAUCCCACGUCCCAAACCACUUUUUUUUUUUUUGAGAGGGAGGAGAGGGGCGUUUUUUUCUUCCUCAAUCAUUACCCAGGCAACCUCAUUCACAGGGAGUAUAAUAGGAAAGAAAGGGGAAGACUGGACAGAGGGCUGGAAGAAAUAAUGAAGUUUGUCCAUAUUCAGGCAGGCUGAAAGGUCCCCCCUCUCUCUCAACUGCCCCCUCCUUUCUCUUCACACUGCCCGGCUUUCCCACCCCCCCCAGAAAAAGCACAAGGCUUAUUGCUCUGGGAGAGGUGGGGAGGGAGGGGGGAGCGACACUCUAAAAUGAUCUGGUUCCAAUUUGUGUCAGUCAGAGGAAAGCCGAGGGAACAAAUGAUUUCAAUUUUUCACUUUGCCCUCUGGUCCCGCCGCCAUUACAAAAAGUACCUGGCAAAGUGACGCCACGGCAGACAUCGAUAAAGCAUUCUGGCGUGCUCCCCCAGGUGUAACAAUGACACCUCUGAGGCAUUAAUCAAAAAGUCCACGAGCUUGUUCCUCUAGGGGUUAUAGAUCAUUUAGCCUCAGCUAGCGUCAGGAUUUUCACUUUCUCUCCUCAUGAGGCCCAGACGCUGCUAAGGGUCCCCGCUAAUUUCAGGCAGGUCACUUGUUAAUUCCCCCUUGAGACCUUCUUUUGUGCACGAGUGACCUCUGCAGCCCUCAGAGCGCACACACAAUGCAUACCAGGACACUGAGAAGGGAGCUGAGGCACUGGGCGGAGGAUAGUAGGAGUAGUAGGAGUGUGCUGACAGACACAGGAGGAUCUGUGUCAGCUGUAAUCUGUCUCACUGUGGCCCUUUGGAGGCAUCUAAAAAACCCUGAGGACACUAAUUAUGUGACGCAAAAGACCCAGUUUAAGUCAAUUCAGUUGACGACGCAGCAACACAAUCUUCAUAAACAGUUUCUAAAGAUGAAAUUUAUGAUCUCAUUCUCUUUUUCUGUCACCUCUUUGUUUUUUUUACAGAUUGUGAAUCUCACUGCAAAGCCUCCAAGGGAAAGAUGAAGAUCACCAUGAAGAAGUACUGUAAAAAAGAUUACGGUGAGUGAGUGAGUCCAAUAUGCAGGAUCAUCGGCUGCCUCAUGUCAGCCAGCAGUCCAGAGGUCAGAUGUCUCAAUUAAUCCUAUCCUGGUGCUGUGAUGGCUCACUUACACAGCCCGAGGCAAUGUCUGCUAAUACAGAAUAAACAAGAAAAUAUAUCUUUAUGUUCUUACUCACCAAGCUGUCAAAUCACACCCCAAAAAAUAAUAAAUAAUAUUGCAUCAGAUUUUAUAUAGCGCUUUAUCAGAGACCCUCAAAGUGCUUUACAUUGGAUACAUCAUUCAUCCGCUCACACAGUCACACCUUGGUGGUGGUAAACUACCUUAGUAGUCACAGCUGCCCUGGGGCAGACUGACGGAAACAUGGCUGCCAGUUUGCGCCUACGGUCUCUCUGGCCACCACCACACAACACUCACAAUCAUACACCAGUGGAGGACACACACGGGGAGCAAGGUGGGUAAAGUGCCUUGCCCAAGGCCACAACAGACAGAAUAGGGAUAGGGGGGAAUCGAACCGCCAUCCUUCAAGAUAUUGAAUGACCGCUCUACCUCCUGAGCUACUGCCGUGAAAAGCAGUUUUUGCUCCUACUAAGUAGUUUAUUUUGGUGUUCAGACAAGGAAAACUUAUGUGUUUACCGGCAGGAACUAUUCAAUGGGGAGUACCCCAAGAACUACACCAUGGGGUGUUUCUUCUCACUGCAGCUCCCAGUACUGCUAUAGUUGUUAGACUCUAAAAUUAAAUUCAUCAUAUCUCCUCAGUCACAUAAACAUUAAAUUAAAAAAAGAUUUCAUUGCCGUUAUUGAAUUGUUGGCUAUGAUGUAAUUCAGUUCCUAGUACCCCAUUAAGAGGAACCUUUUAUUUCCUGCUUCAGAGUAGGUACUCUCCCUGCACAAGAGGGACUUAAAGUGAUGUAAGUAGAUUUCAAAGCAAAAGCAGAUCUGACAGAAAAAACGAAAAGUGGUAUUCCAUGCUGCACGCUAUUGUAACCACAGACUGGCACACACCAAUAAAGUAGGUUGCUGUAAAUUUGCCCAGAAUGCCAAAGAAUAUUAGAGUGACAUCACCAAACCAAGUGACCUUGGUGAAUAAGUCUGGAACCACUCAAUCCUUUCUGUUUUUGGUAGGUUGGGAGAGGGAGCAUUAGCAAAGCUCGCAUCCCAAAAUACCUAUGGAAGUGACAGUUCAGACUCGUCUAAACAAGGCCUAAAUGUCUGAUGAUGGUUGUUUUGGGUGCUUGUUUGAUUCUGAGGCACCAGCUUGACCACUUUAGAUCAAGACUGUUUGCUGUCGUAGAACGCAGAGUAGUAAUAUCAAUCGAGGUGGGUAAAAAAAAAAGACAAUAUGAAGAGUCCUGUGUGCUGUGAUAUUCUGGACUACAUCUUGUCCAAUGAGAUUCCUGAUCCUGACUGUCCUUUUUCAACAUCUGGUUGAACCUAACUGUUGUAUGCUUGUGCAUGAACCAGUUUUUGUUCUUCGCUCUGACCCCUCUGCUCUCUUUAUGAUGAUUUCUUUCAGAGAAGACUAAUUGGCCUCUCUUUCAAAACCACUGUUGGUGAAACUUCAUCUUUAUAUUCUCUAAAUGGCAUCCAACUGAAAAUUGGCCAAAGAUAUCUUAUUCCCGCUCACAGCUGAGCAGACAGUAAUUCAGGCCAUUUGUUGCGUUUCGCUGUGGAGCCAAAAGCAGCAGUUAUUCAUAUUUCCCCUGAUUUAAAUCUUAAUCAUCACAGCUGAGGCCGGCCCUCCAUCUAUAAAUCAGUCAGGCUGCUUCAAGCAUAGCGAGCGGUUCCUGUUGCCUUUCUCUGAAGUUCCUAUAAAAAGCCUGGAAGCAGAUGAAUCUCUGUAUGGCAGGCAUCAUAGCUUAGCAUGCAUUCCCUUCACCUCGCUCUAAUUCAUUUCUCAGGCCUGUCGCCCUGCUUUUGUGGAGCUUCUUCUCUGUUCUUCAGGGGCCACAACCCCCCAUGUGUGAGUGCUGCUGCAGGCCCCCCCAGGGUCACGGGAAGGGGCCCUCUGUUUAAACACAGUUGUGCGCUCUGAAGACACCAAGCAUUCCUCGGUGCACAAACAGGUGCUAAAUUAGUCAGACGGUGACGGAUUGCCACCCCGGAGAGAAAGAAAUAUGUUUUGUUUAUUCAAUUUUUGUUUUUCAUCACUGCUGUAGCUACGGAGACGGUGGACACAAAGGUAUUAUAUUCUCGCCUGACACCCUCCUCUGCACACACGUACCCUCCCUCUCUUUGCACCCGGGAGGACAAUGAAUCAAAGGGCCGCGUGUUUACCGACGCUCUGGGAUAGCGCUCAAAGGCAAUGUCCCCCCCCUAGCCUCCCUGAACGCCCCUCUGCGCUCACCCGAGGGUAACAGGUCCCUGAUCAUUCACUCAGCUGAUAACCAGCGGGGGGACGGGGGCCUCUGCGCGGUAAUUAACCAAGCGCUAAUUUCAUUAGCCUUUGCUUGUAGGUGGCAUGCCGUGUCAAGCCGCAGCACACUGCCCAAAGAAGAUAAACCCAGCUGGAGGUCUGGCUGUGAGGGAGGCUCAGUCGGUAGCCAUUGUGCAAGUGCAGGAUCAUCUCACACUGUCCGUCUCCCUAAACAGUGUCAGCUCGCACUAUUUUGUAAUCGAUGGUUUGACCCUGUGAUCUCAGCUUCUCUCUGUUGUCUACUUAGCUUAAACCAAGUGGCAGAAGAUGUGUGGAUUUGUGUGUGUUUAAAUACACCACACAGACUGAGAACAUACUUGAGACUGAAAAGGCUGGAUGCUUUAACUGAGUCUCCACGGCCUGGAGAGGAGCGUGAUAUCUCUGCCGGAUUCUCACGCUGCAGAGUUGGAUGGGGCUCUGGGAGCAGAAACCCGGAUAGCUCAUGAGGUUGGAAACACAUCCCGAUCCUCCUGGAACUUUCUUCUGUGGCUGGGAAGACAAAUAGUAGGCCCUCCUCCCCCCUCCUCACACACCCUUUUUGUGUCUGGAUGAAGGAGAGGGCUGCAAUGAAUGGCAGGGCUGUGAGAGCUCGCCCUCCUCAGCCCAACAAACCUUCUUUCUUCUGAAAUUGUGUGCAAUUUGCUCACACCAUGCAUUGACACACAUACUCAAACAGCCCACUCCUCUGGUUCUCUUCAUUAUUGGCAGGAAUAGAGGAUGACUGAAGAUCACCUUAAGGGAUCAUGCUCAGCCAGAAAGGCAGAGAAAGGCUAACCUGCACAGCUAUCUCAUUAAGGUGUAGGAACUUUAUGGAAACAAUUGCAAAAGCUUCCGUCUAAGAGUCGAGGAAGUCCUCUCCUCAUUAGAGUAGAGGACAUGUCCAUCAUUCCCUAAAUGAAUGUCAAAUUUUAUGUAUACAAACAAAAUAUGAUUAAAGUAUUGAUAUAUACAUCUCAGGCAACUUGAAAACGCAAAAACCAAGAAUGAAGCAGUCUCAAAAUUAAAUCUGUGUCUUUUGGAUGAUCCUGAGAGGUCCUAACAUGGCUAUAAACUGAGUUUCUGCGAGUUUUAGCUCACCGGCAAACCAAACACAUUUAAAAGGACUUAAACCUUUGUCUACUUUGCUUAAGUUUGCUUAAAUUUUAUGAUUUGGUUAACUUAUACAUUCAUUUUAACAACAAAUUUACGCAAACAUUGGCUGUGUUUUAACAACAGCUAGAAACAUGAGUGCUAAUCUUACAACAUGAGACUCAUGUAGGUUGACAUGGGAGUUUUGUUUGGCCCGGAACUAAAAACCUACAACAGGAACAGCUCUCGUGAUUCCCUUUUUCUUAAACCGCUAUGUGUGUCCAUCAGAUAACUAGAAUAGCUUAUACAAGAGAUAUACUGAGAUACAAGUGAAAUUGAAGCAUAUUCGUUUGAUAAACAUCCUGCUAGUUGUUUAAUCGUAAAUUAUUCCCAUCAUCUAAUUCAGUCUCCUCCCAACACACUCUUAACAUUAAUGGCACAUUCCCAGCUAAAGCCAAGGGUGAAUCACUUCAUUUUAAGCACAGAUUAGCUCUCUCACUGUUGUGCUGUUAGACCUCUUGUUGCCUUCAUUAUGACGCAGUAAUGGAUGCUUCAUUGGACGGAGGAUCUGUGCAGGGGACACUGUGAGAGGAGUUUUAGUCAUUCUCUGGUAUGAAAAUAUCUGUUCAAGUGGUGUUUCAAUAGUUACCAGGUUUGGCAUGAUUUGGCCUGAAGGCACCUUUCCUCUGAUGUUCAGGAUCUAGAUAGCACCAAUUAGACCAAUUGGAAAGGAUUUGUCUCAGAAGUUACAUCGUUAGCAGAUGUGCCAUUUUUCCAUAAAAAUUCUUGGUGGGCCAUUUUUCUUUGGAUAAAAGAGAAUCGGCCACCUGAAGGAAAAGUGUUUCCUUUACACCACAGAGAGGUGUUCUUUCAGAGGAUCUAGCUUGAGAAUUGUUGUGCUGUGUGCACAGAAAGUUCUUUGCAAUAGAGAAACCACAAACCUUAAAUUCAUGGCCAGGAUUUCAUUUGCUUCAAUGAAUGAAUUUACCCAGGCUUUUUUAGGGACGGGUGUCAGUAAGAGAUGGGCCUUUAAUUCAGUCAAAAACAAGAAUACAACCUUGUUGUUAUUGUUGAGUCUGGCAUCAUUCUGAGCAACGGUUAUGAAUCUUUUAACAGAAUAGAGGUUGUGGAGAGAAAUCUAUCAAGCCAACCAGGUGGGAAACAAACUAGUGAACUAGGUCAGCUUCCAAGCAGACCCAUGUGAGUGUUAACGUGCAGGAAGUACUAAAGGCUGGUGGUGCUACCUCUGCUGUCUUUAGCACCACUUUGCAAUUGUUUGGUAUGUUUACCUGCAGACUCUCAGAGACCAACUUUAGCAGAGGUCUACUGCUUAAUUUUGACUGUUACUGAUUGUUUUCUUACUGAAAGACUAUUUAGUUGAGAUUUCAAGUUCCAUCUCAUUGACGAUGACAUUUCUCUACAUCCCUAGUUGGAAGUCAUUAGGUACUCCAUGAAUAUUUGUCAAUGUAGAUGGACUAAUUUUUCCUUUUCUCUUCCCCUCUUCCAGCUGUCCAAGUCCACGUUCUAAAAGGGGACAAAGCAGGCGAGUGGUGGAAGUUCACCGUCAACAUAAUUUCUGUCUACAAACAAGGUGAGAACCGCAUCCGCAGAGGAGACCAGCUGCUGUGGGUGCGUGCCAAGGAUGUAGCCUGCAAAUGUCCAAAGAUAAAACCUGGGAGAAAGUACCUCCUCCUGGGGACGGAUGACGAUUCUCCCGGACAAAGCGGCGUGGUGGCAGACAAAGGAAGCUUGCUCAUCCCUUGGAAGGACCUGUGGGGUCGCCGGCUGAGGAAGUUCCAACAGCGCGACAAGAGGGGGAAAUGCUAAAAGUGGCUGGAGAGGGGGGAAAGAUGGAGAGAGAGCCGGAGGCAAACUAACGUCUCUGCUGUGAUGAAUGCAAGAGGAAAGGAUGAUUGAAAAAAUAAUAAACUGGAGGAUUAUAACAUAGAAAGACACAGGAGAAUAGUUGGAGAAAUGGGAAAAGGACUGAGUGCUGCUGCUCUGACUUAGAGCAAAAAGUUUAGCGUUUUAUUUUUUAGGAACUUUUGUGAAGGAGCUCAUUCCACAGUCGUUUUGUCUUUCAAGGUUUAUUUUGUUGUUUAAUUGCAGAGUUUGCACCUAAUGUUACAGAUCAUAUCCUUACUAUGUUACCCAUGAUGCCUUUGUUUUUUACAGUCCUGUGAUAAAGUUGUUUUAAAGAAUAAUGUAUUUUUCCAACCCCCGUUUUGUACCUCAAGAGGAAUAACUCCCACUGCGCUGAGUGAAGCAGUAUCAAUGAGGGACUGAGAGCUUUCACCAUAUUCACAUGGCAGCCAUUUUCCCAGACAUCAUGCUCAAGGCAGGGAGCUCGUGUUGUUGUUGUUGUUUUUUUUCAACAUGUCCUGGUUGUCUUGGAAGGUUUUCAUUCACUUGCCAAAAAAUAGACACAUGCCAUUUAGUCUCUUGCUUCAUUAUACAUACAGUGAUCUGGGAUGCAAAGGUAAUGAGACUCUGCACUGAUUGGCGGUCUUAAUUUUUACAGAGGAGCAAGGGUUCAGAGUGGUGAAGACAGAUGUUAAGAUGGAAAAAGACCAAAAUAAGUCUGGCACAAACAAAAAACACCAGUAGUAGCCAACAUAUCACCAUUAAAAUUGAGACCAACUAGUGUUUUAUUUGGUCUUCAAUGUGUUGAGAUGGAAAACAGACGUGUUAAUUUACACAACCAACAACAGAGUAGUUGGCAUGUCUGGGUCUAACCUUUGAUAUCUUGACUCUGUAACACCUAUCACUCCUGUCAUUACAUCACCACAGGAGCAAAUUCACAUUGCCUUAUAAAAGCUAUGCUUUCCCAGUAAGUGGAAAAGGAGACAAUACUAAGGUUUUUCCACUUACAGAUUACCAGGGUUGCAAGGUUAGAGAUUGACUGAAGUAUGUGGAUAGGCGAGGAAAAACCUGUUUUCCAGUAUAUAGGGUCUUUAUGGAAGGUUAAAGAUUUACUGCUAAGUAUGCACUGCCAGUGUUUCCCAUAUAUGGAUGAUACUAAGGUGGCUUGUAAAUUAUUGACCAUUUUGGGAUUAGUUUUAUCCACAUAGUAUUUUUACCAGUUAGUGACAAACUAGUGGACAGUAUCUCUUGUUUUUGCUCCACAUCUUUUCUGAGUGCUCUGAGAACAUUAUGUUGUAACCCUUAGGGUGGCGCUAAUACAUUCAGCAAUUUCAAGUGUUUGGCGUUCUUUUAGCCAUUUUCAUUUUUAUAGCUUAUCAUCUACAACUUAUGAUCUAGCACAAGUACUCUAUCACUGUCAUUGUUACUGUGAUUUGAGCAUUUGAAAUAAACAAAUUGUGACAGUCAAAGCCCAUACUUUCAUACUAUUUUGGUAGUCAAAUAAAACUCAAGUAAGCCUAGCAUUUGCUAAAAGCAAAGAGAAUUGUGCUACAUCUUAAUAAGAGCCAAUAGACAACAAAAGGAAAGUAGAAGCUUACACAUAUUUUCUAGUAUUUGGUUAUUUGCAGCGAUUUUAGCCUUGUAAAUAACGGUUUAAUGACCCUUUCUCUCAAGUUUGAACCUAUACUGGGUUACUUAAAAGGUUUAAAUAUCAUGAAAUAAGUGUUUAUGACUUACCACUUUUCCACUUUUCCUUUUAACCAGGCAUACAUUGACAUGACAUGUUCAAGAGUUUCCCUUUCUGAGUGACAUGUUAAAAGUAAAGGUAGCCAUGUGAAUAUGGGGCUCUGAGAGUCUUCAUGUAUGUUUUUAGAAGUUUGAAAAUAAACCCUGCCAAACUGACAAACGCAUGGGAUACAGUCCUACUGCCAAAAGGAAAAAUAAAUUGUGAAAUUAAGUAUGAAAAACAUAAUAGGUGCAAUUUUGUUCUGGAGCUCCUUGCUCACAUGUGAGUGUUACCUCAGUGAAAUAACUGCCAUAUUGACCCUCAGCUCAUUCUGUAUUAUGAUCAUUUUUUAAUGUUAUAAGCAAGUCUUUGCUCAGCGCUUUUCAGUGUAUCAACAGUUUGUUGUGGUUGUGACCUCUGCAGUGUAAAGUAACCAUACGUGCAUACAUAGACAUUAUUUUCUGUAGAUAGUGAGAGUAGAAUAGACAUGUCAACCAUGCACUUAUUUUUAUUAGGAAAAACUUUGAGAACAUAUGAGAUAUGUUCACAUUUCAGAGUGGCAUCCAAAAGGAAAGAAGAUCCCAUAGCUGCGCCAUAAGAUGCAAAAAAGUUGUACAGUUUAAAUCAUUUCUGCCUCACUGAUGUGUGUUUUUAUUUUUUUACAGCUACACAUAGAAGUCAGAGUUUAUUUUCUAACAAAACGUUAAAUUUAAGUUGGACGUUGAAGUAAAAGAAAUUAUGAUAUGAACCACCUCACCUCAGAAAAAAUCAACCUAUCAUGAGUCCUCAUACCACUGAUGUAAUGCAUGCUCACCACUUACUGUAGCUGACUGUUGGCUAACAAUGAUUGUGAAUUAUGUACACUUUUAAUUUGUAUACAGUAUUAAGUGUUGUGGGAAAAUUACCUGUGGAGUGAUAAAAUAUCACAGAUGUUUAUUAAGCAGUGCGUUCAGCACGCCGUGUCAAAUGUUUGUCGUUUCAAAGCGCCUCCUUGAGGACCACCAUAAAGACUUGGUACACGACAAACAGACAUGACUGGUUGUCUAUGUGUCAUAUAGCUGUAUAGUAUUACUUUUUUAUUUUUUGCUUGACAUUAACUAGAUCUAUCUCCAUGUGAACUAAACCAGAGUUUUUAAACACUAGAGGCUAAAUAAAAGGAAAGAAAAUCAAUGAAUGCCAGAGAAUAAACUACGACUCUGAUAAAUACUCAAACACACACAUAAAUACAAGGGUACACCUCUGUACUCUGUGCAUCAUACUGUAUUUCUCUGAAAAGACACACUCCUGUAAAGUCUCUGCAGACAUACACACACACUUUGACAGGCCUUUGCAGGUCUUUGCAGAGAGGUACUCCCUUCCUCUGCCUUCCAUAAAUCAUACACAUCUGAAUAAUGAUCUGUUUAUACACCAGCUUGUAAAUGUUGUUCAGCAGUGUCCAUAGCAAAUAAAGGUUGUGUAAUGUCUUGUAAUACUAAUAUAUUAUGUUUAUCACAAAUGAAUAUAUUUAAUGACACAUGAAACAAUGUGGCUUAUGUGGGUUUUAUUUUUUUUUAUCUUUUAUUUUCUACUUUUUUUUGCAUUGAACUGUAGAUGGCUGUAAUGAAAAGUAUUGAUACAUGUUUGGCUAUUGAACAGCCUGAUAGAACUGAAAAUUAAUUCAUCUGAAAUAAAGCUGUUUAAAAAACAAA
Molecule: messenger RNA, 53492 nt
Organism: Xyrichtys novacula (pearly razorfish)
Lineage: Eukaryota; Metazoa; Chordata; Actinopteri; Labriformes; Labridae
Source: the annotation of a GenBank genome assembly